This is a messenger RNA of Podarcis lilfordi (Lilford's wall lizard), 63428 nucleotides long. Lineage: Eukaryota; Metazoa; Chordata; Lepidosauria; Squamata; Lacertidae. The record is from the annotation of a GenBank genome assembly.
GGCGCUUCGAGGCCCCGUCUGGCAGCCGUCGGGCUGGGCUGGGAGGCGACGGAGCCGAAGCGCCGCGCUUGCGCUCAGGAGCAGCGGCGGCGGCGUGGGCGGAGAGGCGGCUUCAGAGGCUAAAGGUCCUCAGAGCGAGUAGCGGCGGUGGCAGCAGCAGCAGCAGCAGCGGCCGCGGGAGCCUUCGCUUUGUCGCCAAGAUGCCGGCUGUGUCGAAGGGGGACGGGAUGCGCGGGCUGGCCGUCUUCAUCUCCGACAUCAGGAACUGUAAGCGCGGCAGCCCCGGACGAGGAGGAACUGGGGGCGGGGGGUCCCCCGUUGCGCUGGUAGUGGGGAGAGGAAAGGGAGGUCACUUGGGCAGGGGCCGUUAGCUAUGGGGAGAAGCGGGAGGUGGGGAGGUAUCUGGGGGGCCGGGGCUGCCUCUGUCGGGCGGGGCUCCCGGGGGACUCCCCGGCUCGCCCGAGUCUUGCAGUGACUUGCGGUUCCUUUUCCUAGGAAAGAGAUCCUCGGCUCAGUAUUGCGGAAGGCGGGGGGGGGGGGGAGCGGCGUUCCUUCUCCGUAGGGCUGGGGCGGCGUGAACUCGGAUUCCUCCAGCUAGGAGGGGCCCUGUUUACAAGGCUUGCGGACGUGUGUGUGUGGAGGGGUGGGGGGAGAUGAGGACAUGCCUGUCAGACAGGGUUGCAUUGGGAUCCUUUGCAGAAGAGAGUGAAGCGGCUUGUUUGCAUGUGAUAGCGUGGCUGUUCAGGAAGGGGGGAUGGGGGGAGGAAUUGUGGGGGUCAAGAUCCUGGAUCCCCUUCUCCCUUAAAAUGAUCUGGUUGGCUGGCUGGCUUGCUCGCACGCUCACGGAAAUCCCUAGUUGUCGUUUCUGAAAUAGCCUUAGAGCUAUGGUGGUGCUAAUCCUGUAUAUUUUGAUUUGGAAAUCUGGGCUGGGCUGAAUCAGUCUCGCCGGUCGGCUGCCUGUAUAAAAGGCGCAGAGAGCCAAGCUAUGUGCCAGUUCACAUCCUGGAAAAUGGGUCCUAAGGAAAGGUGCAAAUGUUUCCUAAUUUGGGUGGGGAGAAAGUAGGAGAGGCGAGGAAAGAAAUACACUGGGACCAGUAGGAUGGAGGUAAACAUGAGUAUUGGAAGCGAAAAAGGCAGCUGGUGUAGGGAAGGAAGUAUCCCCCCCCCAAGUCUAUGUAUGAACCAGGAAACUUACUCCAGUAUUAUGAAUAUGCCUGUUAGUGGUGUCUUGUGUGCAGGAAAGCACAAAGCAGUAGGGCAGGUACAGUAAGAGAAGCUUUGGCUUCUUUAGUUCCAGCUCUUGUCAAAAAUGUGGGUUUUUUAAAAAGCUGUCUUCCUAAAAAUGGCCACUAGCCCCACUCGCUAGAAUCUCUUGCUUUUUAAAUCACUUACAAUAUGUAUGUGCUGAAAACGGAAUAGCUUCCACUGGCCUACUGAAAUGUGAUCCAUUUUAGAAUAACCAAAUGUAGCUUAGUUGGCCUGCCCCCAAACACAUUUGUUGCCUAAAUGACUGUUUUAAUUCCAAAACAAUAACAGUUGGAAUGGCACAGGCUGAAUUGCAUGCAUUUAGAAGGCAAGUUAGUUAAAUUGGUACAGUUUCUGUGUCUAGAUAAGCCUGCAGUCAUCUGAGGUUUUUGCAAAUUCCCUGCUGCGUCCUAAUCUUCUUUUGGCAGUGUGGCCACUGUCUUCAGGAGAUACUUAAGAGCAAAGCUGGAGAGGCCUGUCUAAACUGGUGAACUGGCCAGUGUUAAUCUUAAGAACUAAUGGCCUGGUGUAGGUAUGCCAGCACACACUCCACAGAUACAGUAUUUCCAACUUUGAGGAGAAAAUUCUGUAUGUUGCCUGUCAGAGAUUACUGAUGCUGCACAAAUCUGUGUAUAAAUAUUAUUGUUGCUAGAAAGAAGUUACCUGGCUCCAGGUAAAGGUAAAGGGACCCCUGACCAUUAGGUCCAGUCGUGACCGAAUCUGGGGUUGUGGUGCUCAUCUCGCUUUAUUGGCCGAGGGAGCCGGCGUACAGCUUCCGGGUCAUGUGGCCAGCAUGACUGAGCCGCUUCUGGCGAACCAGAGCAGCGCACGGAAACGCCUUUUACCUUCCUGCCGGAGCGGUACCUAUUUAUCUACUUGCACUUUGACGUGCUUUCGAACUGCUAGGUUGGCAGGAGCAGGGAUCGAGCAACGGGAGCUCACCCCGUAGCAGGGAUUUGAACCGCCAACCUUCUGAUCGGCAGGUCCUAGGCUCUGUGGUUUAACCCACAGCGCCACCCGCGUCCAGGUACCUUAGAGUUAUCUUUUAGUAACCUGGAUGAAAAGGGGUGAUUUGAUUCCUAGGGUGCUUCAAGAGAAGGCAUCUCCUCCAUUACCCUAAGGCCAAAUCAGGAUGUACAACAUGAAGUGUAUCAAAGUAGAAGUACUUCUAGCACAGGUGUGUCACAUAAUGAUGCCUGACUAUGUACUACUAGUUGAUUUAUUAUUAUUAGGGCAGUUCACAAGAUUUUUUUAAAAAAUAUCCUUAUAUUCCACUUAUAUUAGCUGUUUCUGUAACAGAGUUUGCCACAGCUUCCAUUUGACUGUGGGUAUUAUGCGCACUGAAUCAACAUACCCAUCACCUGCAGAAAAUAAAAAUACUAACGUUGCUGUGGGAAACCACUGUUCAAAAGUGACCUUUCAGUCACCGAGCAUAUUGAUGUUGGUUAUGCUCUAGUGCUAGAGUACAAUUGAGAGCUAUUGCCCAAAUACCCAGUUUGAAGAAGCUUGUCUGCCCAGCCUGAUACACAGCUUAGCUGCAUUUUCAUUUGUCAGUGCAGUUCUUGUUAUACCUAUUUGGAAGAAAUUCCUCUUGACCUGCAGAUGUAAUAGACAUAGUAGCACUUCAGUGAAACUUCCUUGUAUAUUUUGUGUGUAUGUGUUGAGAAAAUUGUCUCUUAUCCUGCAUUCUAAGUGGAAAUAUAUUGAGCUAUUGGAAUAAAAUUAUCAAAAUGCUUAUGUUGCCAACAUGAAUUCUUCAUGUACAGCAGUUUUUUUUCCCUGAGGGGGAUUACUUGAAGAAAUGUUUCAUAACCCUAUAGUAAAGCUCAUGUUCUAGGAUCCAUGUCCUGUGUUCUGUAUUUUGACAGGCAGAGGGGAAGAGGCAUUGUUGAGUCAGACCACUGGAUCGGCAUUAAAUUUUGACUUUAUGCAGAUCUGAUGGUCUGACUCACCACUGCCUGUCAAAUUGCAGCAGCAGGACAUGAAUCCAAUAUGAUUAGCUCAACUGUAAGAUUCCUUCAUGCCCCCAACAUAUAAAAAUAAAAGCUUAGAGGUUUAUAGUAACCCAUUCCUUUAAGCAGAACAUUUAAAAUGCACAUUUCAGCUACUUAAUGCCUGGGGAGGGAAAGUGUCAAAUUGGUUGUGUCUCCCAUCUUCUGUACUGAUUUAAAAUAGCCUUUAGAUCACAACAAAAAUCACACUGCACCUAUGUGAUGGGAAGCAGUAAAAAUAAUAACCUGCAGUGAUUGUAAACUGGGAGAGGACAAAUUUUUGUGGGCUUUUAUUUUUAAAUACAGUGGUACCUCGGGCUAAGAACUUAAUUCAUUCUUGAGGUCUGUUCUUAACCUGAAACUGUUCUUAACAUGAAGCACCACUUUAGCUAAUGGGGCCUCCUGCUGCUGCCGCUGCUCCGCUGCUGCACGAUUUCUGUUCUCAUCCUGAAGCAAAGUUCUUAACCCAAGGUACUAUUUCUGGGUUAGUGGAGUCUGUAACCUGAAGCGUCUGUAACCUGAACAUCUGAACAUACCUUUCUCCUACUGAACCUGGUUCUUCAUUUCUGUUCCUGCUAGUCAACUUCAAUAGCUGUAUGUAAUCCAUUCAUUCCUGAAGUUCCUGAGGCCCUGCUCCAAGCAUCCCUUCUAAAUGGAAGUGUGGAGGGUAACUGCUACAGGAGAGGACAUUAUUGGUAGUGAUGCCCUGGUUUUAUAUCUGCCUCCCCAGAGGGAUUCACCUGGUGCUACCUUGAUGGUCUUCUCAAUGCUAGGUCAAGGCCUUUAUAUCCACAGAGUCUUUUCCUCUGGAAAGGAUGCUUGUAAUUGAUGUGCACGUAAGCAGCAUGUUCUGAGCUCUUGCUUCAUGCCUUUGUGGAAUAUAUAACCAAUAUACUAAGUAAAAUACCUCUAUUAAAUCUAGAUGUUAUUAAUGAUAUUAAAAAUGUGUAAUAGGCUGAGGCUUGCGAUUAAUGCUGCAGUCCAAUGUGGUGAUGGGCAUAAUAUAAAAGAGGGGGGAAAUGUGUGUCUUAAACAGAAAAAGGCUUUUUCUUGUGUUGCUUUGACUUUCAGUUCAGCUAAUUUCAGCAACACUGAUGGGUUUUGCAAGCGGAAAACAAACCACUCCAUGUACUCAGUGAUGUGUUUAUAUAAUCAAGGAUUUGGUGGCUGACGUCCUGAAAUGAUAUCCCCUGUUGAUCAAGACACACAAUUAAUUCCACAUUGUUCCAUACACACUUCUUUGUCACUGUGGGCACCUUCUGCACACCAUAAUUAAGCACUUCCAGCUGACUGCAGAGAAGGCUGGCAAUGCUUGUUUGUAACAUCUGAGGCUCUGCUAUGUCUGUGGCGAAUUCUGAAUUAUCUUCCUGCCUUUUUACGUGACAUAUCAGGGUAACUAUUGCUUAUGCAGUAGACAUAUAUCAUAGGGCACAAGUGACAGUUAGAGGAGGAGCUGAAGGCAGCUUUAUAGUGUUUCCAGCUUUGGGUGGUAUAAAACUAUUGGGAACUAAUAAUUUUACACCUGUCUUGGGCCUCUGAUUAUCCCUAAAAGGGUAGGUAAAGUAACCUUGUUGUUAAAACUUGACGGCAUUACCUUGCCUUUCUGUUAAUGGUGCUCGUACAGAGUGGGGCAGCAGUUGCUCUCAGUAGGAAGUCUGGGAAUAUUCCAAAGAAACCUUAUUCAGAACCCAGCUUUUUCUCUAAACACUGUAGUACCUGAAGUUGCAGCACUCACUAGGCACCACUGCUUAUGAUGUCCUCCCUUAGAGACUUCUCUGUAAGGCUCCCAUGAUGCAUUGGCAGGUCCAAUCCAGCUUUUGUGAGUAAUUGGUGCAAAUUGAUAAAGGAUUAGAAUAAUAUUCACUGAUCUCCCACUCCCUACAAGAACUCUAGUAGGUGCAUUCUGGGCCAGUUGACUUUUUCCAGGUUGGCCUUAAGUAGCCCUACACAGAUUGCAUCUUGGUAAUCUGCACCAAAGGGCACAGAUGUCUGGGCCUAGGUCCAACCUCUCCAAAUCAGAGCACAGUUGGCAAAUCGGCUGAAGUUGUAAAAUGUAUGUUUGACACUCUGAUUUCUGUCAGUUCCUGCUUUGCCCACAGUGUUUCUGAAUGUUGAGUAUGGGGAGAGAAAGCUGCAUGGUUUUAUCUGCCUGUCAGUGAAAGAGGCAUGCCUCUGCAAAACCUGUUUGUUGAAGUGCUCUGCCCUUGUGGCCCAUGCAAAAAAGAGAGUAGCACAAGAAUAACUUCACUGAUGUGCUGUUGGUUAAAGUGCGUCUUCCUCAAAGUUGCCUCCAUCUGAGGAAGAGAGGGGAACUAGCCCCAUUGUAUAUCGGGUGUGUGUGUGUGUGUGUGUGUAGAGAGAGUCUCUUCCUUUAAAUUCCUGGGAGUUUAUCUUAGUGAAGACCUCACUUGGAAAAACAAUAUAACUGAGGUGGUUAGGAAGGCCCAACAGAGACUCCAUUUUCUCAGGGUCCUGCGAAAGAAUAAUGUUAAACAACAAUUGAUGACCUCCUUCUACUGGUCCACAAUAGAAAGUGUCCUCUCAUAUUGUAUCACAGUGUGGUACGUUGGCUUGACAGCCAUGGACAGAAAGUCUUUACAGAGGGUGGUGAACACAGCACAUGAUAUCAUGGGCUGUUCCCUGAGCCCACUAGAUGACAUCGCAAGGGAUUGUUGCCUUAGGAGAGCGAGAAAAAUUCUCAGGGACGAUUCACACCCCGGCCAGCACCUCUUUAACCUUCUACCCUCGCGCAGGAGAUAAAGAAGUAUAAUCAGUCAUACCAACAGGCUAAAAAACAGUUUCUAUCCAUGGGCUCUUAGGCUGCUGAACGGAAAAUAAUAUAGUGCAACUGACUUUCGGGGUUGGUGUGUUGUGUGACAAGCACACAGGGUGCAAUGAGAUUGAGUGUUUGUGUGGGGAGGAGGGAGGCUCGGUUAAUUUCAUUGUACACAGGUUGUACGUUGACAAUAAAGCUAUUAUUAUUAUAAUCUGUAGAAAACUCAAAUCAAAUAGCCCCCUAUAAUUUGUAUGUACGUAUACUUGGGCUCUCUGUGCAUACUUCUCUUCUCCUUUUCUAUACUUUGUUUGAUUCUUGCAGUGGCUCUACUUGGAAAUGGCCGUGGCUGGAGAUAGAAAUCAGAUGAACCCCUUGCAAACUCUUCAAGGCAUAGUGCUGUAAAGUUCCAAGUGGAGCCAACAUCAGUACUGAUGUCAUUAAAACAAAACACUUGGUCCAAUCCAAGGCCCUGUAUUUCUGUAUGUUGUGUGGGACAAUAAUGCAAUGAAUAUGACUUAUUCCUCUCAGGUAGCCAUGUCAAGUUUGUACAAUUCCUUACUGCAAGCUUUGGUAAAUUGCCUCCUUGAGCAUUAGCAGCUUCCUUGCUGGAGAAGGAGCCCCCCAAAGUGCUGAUUGGUUAUGCUAAAGCAGGCAUGGCCAACCUGGUCCUCCAGAUGUUUUGGGACUACAAUUCCCAUCAUCCCUGACCACUGGUUCUGUUAGGGAUGAUGGGAGUUGUAGUCCUAAAACAUCUGGAGGGCCAAGUUUGGCCAUGCCUGCGCUAAAGCAAACAAGGCCGGCCAGAACAUAAGUAUUGUUCAAUGUCACUAUGUUAAAAAUUAAAUUAAAAAGUUGGUGGUAGGGUGAUGGUGGCAAGCAACAUUCUUAGUUGUCCAGCAAAUUGUUGGAAAACACAAAAGGCAGAAACACUAUCCCUUGAUGAAAGAUGUGGCUGCCGGGAGUCGGGAGGAUGGUGUAAGAUUAGUACAAAAUAGUUCUUCAGUUUUCCUCUUCCAUCUUGAUUUAAAGGUAUACAUGGCAAAAGGUGAAAGGAGGAGGAAGGGCCUUUUUCUUACUCCUAAGGAGGUACUUCAAUGCACAUCUCUUUAUAGAUUUCUUUUUGGGGAGGGGGCAGUGUAAAGUCUAUCACUUUAAAUCUGCUCCUGAGGAAUUGGGAUACUUUGAUUGGGUGUAGUCUGUCCAAAUAAGCCUCCUCUUGAUUUAAAUGGAAUGUAGGUGGUGUUUCUAUUCCCACUUUCCUGAAAGUAAGUACCGCUGUACUCUGACUGUAUAGUGUUGUGCUGUCAAAUGCUUUUAUUUUGCUAGAUUGCUUCUGAAAUUGUAUGUUGCUGCUAUCUUCAUUGCAGUUGUUUGUUUGUUUUGUGUGUGUAUUUUUUUUUUUAAAUAUGAAAUUUCUAAGUUGCCUCAAGUUUUGGAGGAGUGAGGUAUAAAUGGAAUCCUGCAGUUAGGGGAUCCAGUGAUGUGUUAACAAAGUUCUGCAAUGGGGUAUUCUGCCCUAUCUUUGUACUGCAUUUAGUUGUGUCUCCUUGAAAAGCAGCUCCUGAGAUUAUGGGACAAGGGAGAACUGGCAGAAAUGGAGGGGUGGCUUUUGGUCAAGCAAGAAACUCUCUGGAUCCCAGACGUAAUGUAUUCAAGUUGAAAAACAACACGAUGAACUCUUCCUCUCUUUUUACAGUAAAAAAGGUGUUAUAAGUCAUUGGCUACUAUUGAAAAUGGUCGUUAUCUAGCUAUGUGAAGGCUUGAUUCCCCUGCCCUUUUGCAGUUGAUUGUAUUUGCACUACUGAGUUGCCAAAUCCUUAUGGAGGGAAAUGUAUGUGGUUGUAGACUGUCAAGUAUUUUGUUCUAUAUCAGCUACUUUGCUUAUUUCUGAUCUUGCAUCUACAUCCUUAUUAAAUAGGCCACCUUAGAAAUAGUAAUUAAAUCAAACUUUGUGUGUACGUACAACCGAAAGAUUUUUUACUUGACUGGCAACUGUGUGAUAUGUUUAAGUAAAUGUGUUUUGUCAAGUAGUAUUAGCAUAAACAUGGAUGUUGCUCCAGAAAGGUAUCUUCCUUUCCUCUCCUCUACUCCCAAAUUAUAUUCUCUUUGAGGCAGCCAAAGCAACAACAGUCAAUGAUUGGUUUCAGUGUUUUUCUCCUUGCCUUGCUCCAUUAAAAAGCAAUUUUAAUAAAGUAAGUUUGUGGCUAAAAUGGAUAGUUCAGUAAAUGAGGCAUUUUGGAUAUAUGGAAAACAUAGAUUAUGCAGUUUAUCACUAUUGAGCAAUCGGGACUCACAGACAGCUGGUUUUGAAGACAACUCUCUCUGAGGUAAUGGCUGCCAUGAUGACCAUGGGGCUGUCCCAACAAGUCACUGGCCCAACGCAUGUGGCAGGCCACAUACAGGACUUUGUAUCCUUAACUGGGUAGGAAGAGAAUAAUAUGAAAGUGGAGGAUAUUGACACUCGUCCCUUGUCAUGGUUGGAUCACGUCCUGUUGAGAUUUUGGCUUUCAGCACCUUUCCCCCUCUACAAAGGCAGGAGACCUAUUAGGAUAGUCCACUCUCAGGGUGAUAGAGCCAAUGGGUUUCCAGACAGCUUUGGGGGAUUUUCCAGCUGAUCUGACUGGUGCUCAUGUUGAACCUCUGGCUGAUGUCUGGAACAUGGGAAUGGCUGUUGACACAAUGUUCCUGAGCUCCCUCUUCCAUUUUGUGGAGCCUCCUUGGCUCCCUGGUAUAUUCCAGAGCUUAGGGCGAGGAAACAAGCUGGGAGGUGGUUCAAACGUGACUUGAAGAAAACUCUGUUCAAAUGCAAUCAAACAUUACUGAGGGCUCAUCACUGAGCCUUCUAGUGGCAGUGGAGGCAGAAAAGAAGGCAUUCUUUGCUUCCUUCAUUGCAGCCUCAUUGUGUCAUGUGGCACAGCUUUUCUGGGUAGUGUGGGGCUUCUUACAGUCUGGCCUGAAGGAGGUGGCAGAACUGAUAGUAGCUCACUGUGACUUGUUUGCAAUGUUUUUUGAGAAUAAAAUUGCUUGCACCCACCAGGAUCUUGAUUCCAUUAUUACAGCAAAUGAAUCUCAAGGGGUGUUUAGAGCACUGUCUAGUCCUGUUGCGUUGGGUGAGUUUUAGUUGGUAAGGCUUGAAGAUGUGAACAAGGUGCUUGGAUCUGUCUGGAUGACGACUUGCGUUCUGGACCCUUGCCCCUCUUGGCUCAUAAAAACUACCAGAGAAGGGUCAGGGAGGUGAUUAAUGCCUCCCUGCAAGAAAGGGUGGUUCUUGGCUGCUUGAAGGAGGCCGUAGUAAAACCACUCCUCAAGAAAUCCUCCUUGGAUCCAGAAAAUCUAAGGAAUUACUGGUCAAUGGCAAAUUUCCUCUUUUGGAGCAAGGUUCUUGAGUGGGUGGACCAGAUCCAGACGCUCUUGGAGGAACCUGAUUUUGUAGGUCUGUUUCAGUUGGGGUUUAGGCCGAGUUUUGGCACAGAAGCUGCUUUUGUAGCCCUUGUAUGAUGAUGUCUGUUGGGAGAGACACGGGAAAUGUGCCCCUGUUCAUUCCCCUUGACCUAUCAGCGGCUUUCAAUACCAUCAACCAUGGUAUCCUUCUGGAGCACCAAAUCCUUUAUGGUGAUUCUGGUCCUGCUUGUAUGGUUGUUUCUGCAGAGUGAUGCUUGGAGAGUGCUCUUCUGCCCCCAUGGAGCCUUCAAUGUGGGGCUCCUCAGGAUUUGAUUUUAUCCUCUAUGCUGUUUAGCGUGUACAUAAAGCUGCUGAGUGGGAUUAUCUGUAAUUUUGGAGUACAUUUUCAGCAAUUUACUGAUGACACACAGCUCUACUUCUCCUUUAUAUCUGCUGGUGUGGCAGUGAAUGUGCUGGACUGCUGUCUUGCCUUGGUAAUGGACUGAAUGAGAGCCAACCAACUGAAAUUCAAUAUAGAUAAGACUGAGGUGCUGUUAGUGGGUGAUCCCCUGCUUGAGGUUCAGGUGGCCUCAGUGGUGCAGAGUGCCAUCCAUCAGCUUUGGCUGGUGGCCCAGCUGCGUCCCUCUCUGGACAGGGACAGCCUAACUUCUGUUGUCAAACAUCUCAGGACCACAAUACCUCAAGAACUGCCUCACCCCAUAUGAACCAACCUGGGACCUGUGAUCAUCAUUUGAGACCCUUUUUCAUUUGUCUCUUUGUGAGGGGUCUGGAGGGUGACAACAUAAGAAUAGGCUUUUUCUGUGGUGGCUCCCUGUUUGUGGAGUGCUCUCCCCAGGGAGGCUCACCUUAGGUGCUAGGUGAAAAUGUUUCUCUAUAACUAGCCCUUUGACUAAUUAACUUUCUAUGCCCUUUUAAAUGGGAGGUUGGAUAUUGGUUUGUUUUUGUUUUACUAUGUAUUUUGUGUUCUCUUUUUGUAUUUUUAUGUUAUGAACCACCCUGUGCUCUCUGGAUGAAGGGUGGUUUACAAAUUUAAUAAAGAAUAAUAUAAAUGAAAAUAGUGUGUUUUGUAAGGAACCUAUGGUGUGUAAGAAAAAUAGCUAUAGUGACAUGGGUGGGUGGGAAGGACAAAACACUUCAUACAAGUAAGCAAUGCCUUAAAAUAUGGUAAAAAGGAUAAAUGGUACUUGGAAAGAAUAGAGAAUAUACAUAAUAUCAUAAACUUGUACAGAACCGGGUUUUCUUUAUCCAGUAUUGGAGAGCAGAGCACUUUGUAGGAGUGAUGCAACCAUACUAUUCGGUAGAAUUUUGAAACAUUUUAACUAAAUACCCUCCACUAGUGAGCUAAUUCUAGCUCUAAAUGCAUCAUGGUUUUUCUUUGAUCUUGUUUGAUCGGAUGCUACCCUUGACCUCGUACGAAGGGCAGCAAAACUAAAUAUUUAUACUGGGGAAGCCAUUUAGUCAGCAUUCUCUUCUUGUUAGGUUGAUCUCCUGAAGUGGAUUGACUUAGCUUUUUUUUAACCCUCUUGCUAGACUUGGCCUGAACUCUGGCAGUUUUGUUGUUGCCUCUUAGUUCUGGGUGGGGAGUCACUAAACAGUUUUGCAGUGUUUUAUGACUAGCACAAACUGCAGCUUUUUGUGGCGUUUGCCAUGUUAUAACUGGUUUGUUAUAUUUAUAUUUUUCAUUUCUGCUAUUUCAUUUUCAUUUAGAGGAAAACACUAAAGUGGCAUUUAGCAUAUUAAAACAAUACAACACUUUAUUUAUAUUACGGUAAAUACUUAUAGACCACAGAGUGGCUGGGGAAACACAACCAGAUGGCCAGGGAAUAAUAAUAAUAAUAAUAAUAAUAGCAUUACUAGGUAACAUAGCAAUAAAAUAUUGCAAAUAAAAGCAUCCCCACCCCCAAAGAGGAAUAAGAUACUGUUAAUCUGUCUGGGAAGCCCUGUUACAAAUAGGAGUUUUGGGCAACCUCUCUUGGGCAACCGACCCUGCUCUUAUCUCCUGAAUAAACCUCUGAGCAUUUAGGAAUUUUCUGGAUUCCAAAAGUCUCCAGCAGUAAGCCAACCAAAUAGUCAUCCCACCCCACCUGGCAUCCCUGCAGAGUUUUCUUCCCAAACCUCCCUAGAAAGUGGUCUGAUCAUGACAAUUGGUUUAUACAACCCUGCUGUAUUCAGACCACACCCCUCAUCCUCUGAGACCAAAUCCAUGUUACGUCCUGCUCUGUGUGUUGGGCCAGUGACCAGCUGAGACAGCCCAGUGGAGUGGGGGCUGGGUGGGCAAAGCUAAGUCAGUUCAGCUCUGCCCACUUUAUCCACGCAGAUCUCAGUAGUGCACGCCAGGCCAGUUCCCUCAUCCCCAAGUCAUGAAUGAGUGAGAUCUUAAUAUGGACCAAGCGGGAAUUCAGAACCACCAGUGUAGGGGAGCACAGUGGAAUCUGCUCUUGGGAAAGGGGGUGGAGAAGGGAACAAGGCACAAACCAUUGAAAUUUCACCUUCCACAAUGACCCACCCCUACACUGUUGCCAUAUUUCCCUCUGCUUGAUACUCACCACUAGAAUGAUGAAUAAACAGCAAGAACAUCAGGAAUUGGUACUGUCAGGAAACACUGGAGUUUUCAUAUGCCAACAGACACACUUCACUCUAAGCAAGUGACAUUGAUGGGAACUGUGUGUGUGUGUUGUGGUGUUUGUGGCAAUCUGGAAAGGUGGGCUUGUAUAUCACACUGAUUUUUCACUUGUGUUCUGGGCCACUAAGUGACCCAGAACAGUACCAGCGGCCAGCGCUGUGAACAGCUUCCCAGGGGCCUAUGGUCUUAAAAAUAGCUUUCCCCCUCCAAGGCUUGGUUGAACAUAGCAUUUGAAGUUAAUUGUGCAAAAAAGAGAACCCUCCAAGGGCAAGCACAUUUUUUAAAAAAAGGAGAGAGGGAAGUAUAGCUCCACUGUAAACCUGGUAGCUUUAUUUAUUUUUUUUGUCCUGCAGCCUUGCUGAUUUAGGCUUGAACACUGAAUUUUGGCUGAACUGAGCUGUCAUGAAUUUCUCCACACUUAUUAGCUUGUUGUUAAAAAGGGAUUGGCCAUCUGUAACAAAAACAAGAGGAAGCUCUGUGGUGCAGUAAUCUGCAGGGAGCACAUCACAAAGAUAAUCCUCUGCUGCUGAGAACAAAUAAGGCAAAAUAAACCACAAAGGCGUGAGGGAAUGACUUGUCGAUCAGACUUCAGAGAAUGUUAUUUCUAAAAUUAACAAAGUAGGCUUGAAUAAAGAAGAAAGUUGGGGUUAUCACUUGUGUACUACAUGAAUUGGAAUUGGAGGAAGUGCUGUGUUUAAUAGCUGCAAGAGCCAGACUUGUUUGGAAGGACCUGUUUUUUUCCCUGUUUUGUGUUUCUUUGUGUGUGCAUGCAGUGACUGGUUUGUGCUAUGAAGCCUAGGACCCUCGUACCUACGGGACCGCCUCUCCUGGUAUGCCCCACGGAGAGCCUCAAGGUCCAUAAAUAACAACACCCUAGUGGUCCCAGGCCCUAAGGAAGUUAGAUUGGCUUCAACCAGAGCCAGGGCCUUUUCAACUCUGGCUCCGGCCUGGUGGAACGCUCUGCCUCAUGAGACCAGGGCCCGGCAGGAUCUGACUUCUUUCCGCAGGGCCUGUAAGACAGAGUUGUUCCGCCUGGCCUUUGGCUUGGAGCCAAUUUGAUUCCCUCCCUCCCUCUCUUUCUUUUUUCUUUUCCUUCUCCUCCUGCGAUGAGGCUACAUUUUAAUAUUUUAAUGUUCCAUUAUUUUAAUGUUGUAUUUUAUUUUUGUUUUUAAGUUGUAAUCAUUCAUCUUGUUUUUAUUAUUGCUUGCAAGCCGCUCUGAGCCCGGCCUUGGCUGGGGAGGGUGGGGUAUAAAUAAAAUAUUAUUAUUAUUAUUAUUAUUACCAAAAGGACUUUAAAGUGGGUGGGAAGAAACCUUCUCGCAAAACCUUUCCCAUGAAGGUGAUUCUCAGGGACGGGAUGCAACAGUUUGGCCCCUCAUCCCUCCUUUACCAUUCCCUCUUCUGUCAAUAUUUAGACUUGUGAGUGAUAUUUCUUAGGUAGCCAUAAGAGAGGACCCCAAGGUUUGUGGAUGUGCCAAAUAUAUUUCCCAUAUUUUUCCAAAUAUAUCCCCCCCCAUAUAUUAUGGAAAACCCUAAGGUGGGCAGGCUUUAUGUUUCAGGAUCCAUUGAUUUUAUAUUUAUUUUAUAUUUUUAUUUUACUUAAGAUCCUCUAAUUUGAGCCCCUGCAAAAGACAUACCCGUAGAGCUAAAAAUUUUGGGCUUUAGAAUUUGUUUUGAAUACCAGGAUGGAAGGGAGCUCACAGUCUUUACACACAAAAAUCUUCUCUCUCUCCUUUCUCCUUCUACCUCCCAGUUGUUUACCAAUGUUCCUCAGAUCACCUAGAGAUCUACUUCUGCCCACUCCUGAUCGAUUCUUGCUGAUUUGGAUGACUUAGAAAUUAAUAGUGAACAUGAUGCCAUCAAGUGAUGAAUCUCACUAUGAACACACAAAGCCAGAGAUGCUCUGGCUUUAUUUGCAUCUUCAGCUACUUUAAAAGUUGGAACUGCAUUUUGAGGAAUUUGCUGUGGCUUACAAGAACUUGGGUGUUUUGGUGUCCCCCUCCCGCCCCAAUUUUGUGAAAGUGAAUACAAUGAUGCCUUUUAAUUGUAUAUCUAACUUGGCUGAUUCUGGCAACAUUGUAGAAAGAGGGUUGCUGGAUGUUCCUAUCUAUCUAAAUGACUUUUCAAAGGAAGUCUUCUGUUAAUCAGGGUUAGCCCUGUUUUCAGGGUUUGAAGGGCGGUAGGGAAGGGGGAGGAUAGUUAGUGGCAUAGCAUUUUUGUUUCCCUUUCAUGGUAAUGUGGGGAAAUGGGGGGCAGAACAAUUAAAUAUACAGAGGGUAAAUGGCAUAAAUACCUAACUUAAUGUUUCCCAUCUGGUUCUUAUGCAAAUUCUAAGAAUUAUGUAUUUAUUGCAUCUGUCAACCAAUUAAAGAAAGCUUAGCUGAUUAUCUGAUUAAAUUGCACAGGAGAGAACUGACAAUAGUUUAUAGAGAGGCUGACGUUGAGAUGCAUUGAGUGAUGGCUUUGUGCUGGCAGGAAAAUCCUUCCAUUUGCACAAGGAGGAACACCCAGUUCCCGUCACCCCCUGCUACCCUGGGUGCCCUACCAUGUACUGAUCCUGAGAGUCCAGGAUCAACCUUUGUGGGGGGCAUGCAGUGGGUAGGAUGUAAUGUCCAAAAUUGUGUGCCACACCUUGGGCAAGGAGUGGCACAACUCUUUGUUCUUUAGAUCAGUGGUUCCCAAUUGCUGCGAACCCAAUGUUUUUCAAAAGCGAAGCCAUAGGCCCCAUACUUUGGAUAAUGUUGAUGUAUCUAUGGUAGCUCCCUAAUUGGGAACCACUGCUUUAGACGAUGGCCAAGUGCUAUAGCAGUCCUAAUUUUGCAUGAGGUGUCCUCCGCCCUAUUGUGCACAAGGAAGGUACGCAUCUCUUUAGAAGAUGCUUGUCACAUCUACAGUGGUACCUCGCAAGACGAAUGCCUCGCAAGACAAAAAACUCGCUAGACGAAAGGGUUUUUUGUUUUUUGAGCUGCUUCGCAAGACGAUUUUCCCUAUGGGCUUGCUUCGCAAGACGGAAACGUCUUGCAAGUUUGUUUCCUUUUUCUUAACACCGUUAAUACAGUUGCGACUUGACUUCGAGGAGCAACUCAUAGAACGCGGUGUGGUAGCCUUUUUUGAGGUUUUUAAAGACUUUGGUGAUUUUUGAAGCUUUUCCAAAACUUUCCCGACACCCUGCUUCGCAAAACGAAAAAAACCGCAAGACGAAAAAACUCGCGGAACGAAUUAAUUUCGUCUUGUGAGGCACCACUGUAUAGCUUUUAUAAGUGCAGUGGUACCUUGGUUCUCAAACUUAAUCUGUUCUGGAAACCCAUUCUGCACUUUUCCAUAGAAAGUAGUAGUAGUAGUAGUAGUAGUAGUAGUAGUAGUAGUAGUAAUAAUUUAUUAUUUAUACCCUGCCCAUCUGGCUGGGUUUCCCCAGCCACUCUGGGCGGCUUCCAAUAAAACACUAAAAUACAAUAACCUAUUAAACAUUAAAAGCUUCCCUAAAUAAUAAUGCAAAACAGAUUAAUCCGUUCCAGACUUUUAAAAACAACCCCUAAAACAGCAAUUUAACAUGAAUUUUACUAUCUAACAAGACCAUUGAUCCAUAAAAUGAAAGCAAUAAUCAAUGUACUGUACUAUAAAAUAAAUAAGACAGUGUUGUAGAUGAUAAAAAUAAAAAUUAUUUUUUUUCUUACCUGCAGUUAUGAUAGUCAUUGUUUGGAUGGGGGCUUUUAUCCAUUUUCGCAGUCACACAAUCAAUCAGUAGCUGAACUGGGUUCCACACAGUCACAAAAACAAAUUAACCGAAAAAGCCUCAAAAACAAAAAAACGCAAAAUAAAUAGCAAAAACAAAAGCGCCAAACUUAAUCUGUUCCAGAAGUUCAUUUGACUUCCAAAAUGUUCGAAAACCAAGGUGCAGCUUCUGAUUGGUGCAGGCGCCCUGGAAACAAUAGCCGACAACCACAUCAGAUGUUCAGCUUCCGAAAAACAUUUGAAAACCAGAACACUUACUUCUGGGUUUUCGGCGUUUGAGAACCAAGGCAUUUGAGUACCAAGGCAUUUGAGAACCAAGGUACCACUGUACCUUUAAUUUUAAAAUCUGCUGCCUGAUUAGUUGGAGAUACCUAUUAUUGACAAAGAUGUUUUUCAUGGUUUAAUUAAGUAGGACUGCACUGCUAGGAUUUACGAAAAUAUUUUUACUGCUUUUAAUGGAAUUAUUCCAUUAAAAUAGUGCAGUAGUGGCUUCACACUAUAUUGGGGCAGUGACUUGAUUCUCCUCCCCUUUUGUCAGUUCUCCAUGAGUAGACACAAUUCCUUUCUGUCACGGGUAUUUUAUUGACUUUGUGUGCGUGCCUCAUUGGUCACCCAUUGCAUUUUAGGCAUGCCAAGGGGACACUCUUGGUCCUUGGCAAGCCAGUCUCUAUGGUGGGAAGUCUUCCUUCCACACCUGCAUACUUGUCAUCCUACAUGGCAUGGUUCUCCUCUGUUACACUUGCAUGCUAACACUUCUUUGUUUUGUGCAUGAGCAUGAAGAGAGAUGAUGUGCAUCAUUCCAUGGCUCUUCGCAUAACAGCUGAUUCUUCUUGAUUGGCUCAUGUUGUCAGCUGACAUUCUGCCCCCUAGAUCAUAGCUGGAAUGAGUGUUUAGAUGUAAAAAUACUUUAAGUCAUCUUUGGCAAUUCUCUCAUCAAGUAACAAUGAUGUUAUUCUUUCAAAGUUGGCCCAUGCUGCUGCCUUGCCUCUGCUGCACCUGCCUCUUCAGAAAUCUUGUGUUUAGUCACUUUGGUCAAGAACUAACAUAUUUGUGUGCAUAAAAAAGGAUUCCCUUACUUAUAUUCCCAAAAAAGGGCUUUCCAUGCUUGUUGUUCAGCAGAAUAUAUUUGGGGUUUUAAUUUAUGAGUCUUUCAAUGAGUCCUGUAUAUAGUACUGUAGGCACAAAAGUAAGCUGCUUUUAAAAAUACUACACUCUGAACUAGGUUCUUUCUAUGUAUUUUCAGGUAAAAGCAAAGAAGCUGAGAUAAAAAGAAUAAACAAAGAAUUGGCAAACAUUCGGUCAAAGUUUAAAGGUAAGUUAACUGGUACAUUGUUGCAGUGCUAUCUGUUCAAAACAAGAAUUUAUUUUCAUGAAUAAAGUGAUACAAGAGCACAAACAAAUUAAGACGAAGGGUCCAGACUCAUAGGCAUAUAACAUUAUUAAGUUGGACAGGAUCACAAGGGUAAUCUAGUCUUCUAUUCUGCUACCACCUCUGAUCAAACAGAUUUUUGACCAGAAAAUGUGGUUCAGAUAGUUUCUGGUGGUUGCCGAACUAUGAAUAUUGUUCAAGAUAAAGGCACAGAAUUGUCUUACUAGAUUCAAAACAGAACUGUGGCUUUAUUACUGAAGAACAUGCUGUUAUCCAUGUGCUGAGCUGUUGACUACAACCUUGUAAAUAAGUAAACAAGCAAGUUUAGGGCAACUAAAAUAUACAGGAAUUCUUUUUUUAUACCUCUAGCUUUAAAGUGUAAUAAGCUUUCCUAACAGUUUACAUGGAGAUGUCAGAUGAAUGCUCCAUAGGCUUGUGUUACUGGACGUCUGUGCAGGCCCUGCAGAUAUCUCUUACCUCAGUUACUAUGGGGCUUGAAUAGAAAGGUUCAGAGUAAUGAUUCUCAAUGGUCAGAAUCUCUCUGACAUGUGAGUUAAAUACAGUAAACUGUUUUGUAAUCCCAAAGUAGUUGAUUAUUACUUACUUCCUGCUGAGAGCUCAACUUGCCUCAUCAUAAAGCCAAAAAAAGGUUAAAUAUGUAUUUCUUUCUAUUUAACUGCUGGUUGUUACAGCAUAUUCUGUGUUCUGUGGUCCAUUGAUUUUUAUCCAUAGUGAUUUCUAGAAAUGUCUUCUCGCUUUUUGAACACUGUCCAAUGCAACCCACCAUUUUCUUUCAGUAAGUUUGGAGGUGUAUUUUGCAUUUUUUUUAAUUACAUACUUUUACCUGCUUCUGCAGCUAAACGCUGCCCAAAGUGGCUCACAAUGAAGCCUUAAAAAACCAGUAAUGCCAAUUAUUAAAAACAAACUCCAGUGUAAUAAAUAACACAGCAGUAAUACAACCCAGUCUUGCUGUGUGGUUUUUUUGUAGAAGAUAGGCCAUGUGGUGCAGUGUCUUCACUGUCCUGUGAUAAGAAAACAUUUCCUAAAAACACUGCUUGGAAAAGAUGAUAAUGGUUUGUCUCCUGGUGCAGAUGCUACUAUCUGCUGGAUUAGGUGUUGCCCUUCUUAUAAAAGAAUGCUGAUCUCUGCUCCAUUAGAAGUGAACAAGCCAUUUCCUGGCAGCCUGGGCUGAACAAUUUUUUUGCCACCAUGUUCCAAUAUAGAAAUUAACAAGGGUCUGAUCUGAACAUGCAGUUUUGGCCGCAGCCUUUAGAGCUGUCUUUUAUGGACAGAAAGACAUGCCUGCUGAGUUCAAAAACCCUCAUACACUCCAGUGCACCCGGGGAUAAUUAUGGACAGCUGUACUGAUCAGUACUACCGGAAACCUGUGUCCUUUGGGAUUCAUAUGCAGCAUCCAAAUUAAAUGUAUAUUGGAAAUCUGCUGCCACUUCUUGUGGCUAAUUGGCCUUCUUUCAUCAUGUCAUUUAGAUUGUUUACGUAGAGCUAGCUUGUUAGAAUAUGUCAUCCUAACUCCCUGUACACAUAAGCAGAUGAAGUCCUGCAUGUCGAGAGAUGAGUCCUGGGUAAGUAAACAUUCUAAGGGAGUCAGCACUGCUCAACAGUGCUGCUUCAUAAAAUAUUUCAAGAAUGAUGACCUCGAUCAAGUGCAGCUAAUGUGGUUCCCUCUGUAUGUUUUGGGCUUAAGCUCCCAUCAUCUCUGGCAUCUGAUCAUGCCAGCUCUGGCUGAUGGGAGUUGGAAUCCAACAACAUCUGGAGGGCAUUGCAUUGGAUGUCUCUGGACUAGAUUCUUGCCUUAUGAGAUCAGCUGAGAGCAGAGACCUUUUUGAUAACUUGUCAAAUUGGUUAGGACACCAAACUUCAAGGAGUAGAGAUCAGAAGCAAAGUUUACUUCUUAACCACAGCAAGUUAGGUCAUCUGAGCAGACUCACUUUGGCUUGUUUAAAACAAUCUGGCUUCAAACAAUGAGUUACAAUGCUGGCAUGUUUUUAAACAAACCAUGGUUUAGGUUCGGAUGACAUGAUAAACAGUGGUUAAUGGAAAUCAGAAGUGAAAACUUCCAAAAUCCUCUGGGCAGCCAUACUGCAGGGGGAUCCUGUGAGCCCCGGGCUCGCUCAUCACACUAAACCAUUAUUUGUAAAAGCCUCAAUUAAGCACCAUGUUCAGAUGUCAUGCUCAACCAUUAUAUAGUGUGAGGUCUACUUCAGACAUUUUAGAAUGCUUUCAAAACUCGUGUAAAUUCAUUAUUUCAUUUCCCAGUUUCUGCUAAGACAGUUAGACCUUAGUGCUGAUGUAAUACCUGACAUAAUACUCUAAAACAGAGAGUAGUGUUCAUUUAAUACAGGAUAUGGCAAACAGCAUGAAUGAACAUUUUAAUCAUUUCAGUACUUGUUUAUGAGACACUUUGGUCCCACUAGAGCAGUGGUGGCCAAACUUGGCUCUCCAGCUGUUUUUGGACUACAACUACCAUCAUCCCUAGCUAACAGGACCAGUGGUCAAGGAUGAUGGGAACUGUAGUCCCAAAACAGCUGGAGGGCCAAGUUUGGCCACCACUGCACUAGAGUGUCUGUAAUCAUCUGGAUGUUGGGUAUAUUUGUAUCAGUGAUUUGCCUUGUGUUGGUGCAGAUCACUUAAGACAACACAAGGUCUUUGAAAACUAUGCCCUGUACUGCUGCAAAUAGCUUUAUUAAACAGUUCCAUAAGACUGGGCUCGAGUUGCCUAAAGUGAAGGAUUAGAUAUAGCAACUUCAGCCAUGCAAACACAGAUGUUGCCUUUAUGUAUUUGGUUUUAAAAUGUUAAUGAUGCCCUUAAAGCAAUAGUGAGUAAACAACAAAUCUAAGACUUGGAAAAUACAGCAGCCACUUCCCAGACUUACUGACAUUGUAGUCUGACCAAGGGGCUGUUUCACAGGACUUUAUUGCUGCCACACCCAGUUUUCUUUUUCUUUUUUAAUGUAUUUUUAUUAAAGAUUUUCUUGGUUUACAAAAGUAUAUGCAAUCUCUCUCUCUCUCUCUCUCCCCCCCCCAGUAACAUUUUUUACAGAUCAGUUUCAUUUGUUGAGACAUUAGGAAGAAGGGGGGGGGGAAAGAUGGGUGGGGUCAGGUAGCGAUGUUUCUAUUAUACUUAAUAUAUGUGGGGUUUUGUGUCAGCGUCGCUUGUGCAGGUUCUCUGCUAUUCACUUGUGUUCCUUUGGUGGUGAGAGAGGUUGGGGUUAGCCUAGGGCCACACCCAGUUUUCUGACUGGUGCUUCGUUGUGAUACAGGUGCGCACAAACCCUUGCUUGUCACAUCAACACUGUUUACGGUUUUUUUUAAAGGUAUAUGCCUCCAUUGUUCUGCCUGGACACUGAGGUCCAGCGCCGAGGGCCUUCUGGCAGUUCCCUCACUACGAGAAGCCAAGUUACAGGGAACCAGGCAGAGGGCCUUCUCAGUAGUGGCACCCGCCCUGUGGAAUGCCCUCCCAUCAGAUGUCAAAGAGAAAAAUAACUACCAAGCUUUUAGAAGACAUCUGAAGGCAGCCCUGUUUAGAGAAGCUUUUAAUGUUUAAUAGGUUAUUGUAUUUUAGUGUUUUGUUGGAAGCCGCCCAGAGUGGCUGAGGAAACCCAGCCAGAUGGGCGGGGUAUAAAUAAUAAAUUAUUAUUAUUAUAUCUGAAGUGGUCUCCAAUAGCUGACCAUGGCAGUGCAUAUCCCCUUCCUUGCUUACAACACCAUUACUGCAUCCCAUUCAGGAAAAAGCUAGGCUGCAGUGCAUACCAUACACCUGAAACACAUUUUUCUUCUAAAGAAUCCUGAGAACUGAGGUUUUUCCGUCACAGAGCUAUAAUUCCCAGCACCCUUAAACCACAGUUUUCAGGAUCCUUUGAGGAGUGGGGGAGAGAAUAUGCUGUGUAUGCAGCCUUAGAGUGUCACAUACAGUGGUGCCUCGCAAGACGAAAUUAAUCCAUUCCUCGAGUGUCUUCGUCUAGCGGUUUUUUCGUCUUGCGAAGCAACCCUAUUAGCGGCUUAGUGGAUUAGCGCUAUUAGCGGUUUAGCGGCUAUUAAAGGCUUAGCGGCUUAGCGGCUUAGCUGCUAAAAGGCUAUUAAAGGCUUAGCGGCUUAGAAAAAGGGGGGGAAAGCGAAAAAAAAAUCUCAAGACUCGCAAGACAUUUUCGUCUUGCGAAGCAAGCCCAUAGGGAAAUUCGUCCUGCGAAGCAACUCAAAAACGGAAAACCCUUUCGUCUAGCGGGUUUUCCGUCUUGCGAGGCAUUCGUCUUGCGGGGCACCACUGUAUGUGCAUAAAAUCAGGAGCAGAAGGCAAACAGAGCUUAGGCUUCCUAACCAUUUCCUCUCAGGCUGUUUCCCCACCCACUCAGUCAGUCCCUCUCCCCUUCCCACCCCGUGUCCUUUUCCUGCUAGGGCUAGGAGCAAAUACCUGGCUAACCACCUACUUUCUGUAGCAGCAUCCUACAGUGGCUCUUCAUGUUAAAAUAUACACAGUGGAGCAGUGGCGUAGCGUGGGUUGUCAGCACCCGGGGCAAGGCAAGUAAUUUGCGCCCCCUAACCCAUGGAUUUGCGCCCCCUAACCCGUGGAUUUGCACCCCCUAACCCCCAGAUGUUGCGCCCGGUGCGGCCGGCCCCCCCUGCACCCCCCACGCUACGCCACUGCAGUGGAGGGAGAUUACAUGCUGUUCCAUGUAGCAUGUAGUUGGCUUCCAGGGGGCUUGCUGCUCUAGAAGCUGUCUCACACAUUAACAUGCAUGAACGAUGCUGGUUUGAAAUGAAUUCAUGUGCAACUUUAAAAAGCUGUUCUAAAAGGAUAAUGGUAUUACUGAGCACGAGACAGUUAUUUAUAACUUAAGAGCAGAAGUGUUUUGUGGUGGUCAUGUCAUUCAGUAUUUUGAUUCUCAAAUGUUUGUUUUGGUUUUUAAAAGCCUUAUUUGCAACAUUGCAUCUCCAUCUGUAGUAGUUCCUCAACAGUUGAAGAUGCAUCUCUCCCCUUGCACCUCCUUUGCCUUAAAUACAAAUUUCUGUCGGUCUGCCCUGAAUUCUGAGAGCCUGAGAAAGUUACUGUAAUGAUCAAAUUCAUCAUGGGGGAGUGAUAUGGGUUUUUUGGGGGGGGUGGGGGUGGGGAGAGUCAUUGUUUUAUGACUAGAUGUCUAGCCCUAAAUGUAGAGUAUGUCUCAAGGCUUCACUUUACCUCCCAUCGUAGAGCCUUUUGCUUCUUUCUUCUGACACUGCUCAAAGGAUGAGCACUGAAAAGUUAUAAAUUUAUUCAGUUUCCGUAAAGAACAAGGUCAACUUGGCUUAGUCAGGCAGAGGUUUUCAACCUUUUUGAGUCCACAACUCCCUUGACCAACUACAUUUGUUCUGUGGCUCCCCUCUGGCGUUCCAAGCCUCAGGAGCCCAGUUAUGUCACCCCUUGCCUGCAGAGCCAGCAGCCCCUCACUCCUUUUCGAACACCCUCACUUGUGUAGUGUUCUCCCAGCCUCCUCUCCUCUUUCCCCUUCUUGGGAGCCCUCUGGGCAGCCGUCGCCACUGUCCCUGGUCUCUGAGCCCCCCCCCCCCCGAGAGUUGCCUCCCCUCCCUUCGGGCCUGGGAAGAGGAUGCCCCCAGGCUUAGUGGCCCAAAGGAGACAGAGAUGUGAGAGGGCAUCAGAGGAGGGAAGGAAUGAACUAGGGUCAGAGUCCAGUGUUGCCUAUGGCACCCCCAGGGUGCCUUGGCACACUGGUUGAAAACCCCUGGUUUCGUGGAUGUCUGCUAGUGGGUCAGUGAAAAGGCCUUUCUGUGAUUCCUAAAAGCAAACUCAUUAAUUGGAUGAGAAAUGCUAGUUUAUACAUCCUGCUUGGGAACAGGGACGUGGGUGGUGCUGUGGUCUAAACCACUGAGCCUCUUGGGCUUGCCGAUCAGAAGGUCGGUGGUUCAAAUCCCCAUGACAGGGUGAGUUCCUGUUGCUCGGUCCCUGCCAACCUAGCAGUUUGAAAGCACGCCAAAAAGUGCAAGUAGAUAAAUAGGUACUACUCCGUCGGGAAGGUAAACACCCUUUCUGUGCACUGCUGUGGUUUCAGUGUUCCGUUGCGCCAGAAGCGGCUUAGUCAUGCUGGCCACAUGACCUGGAAAAACUGUCUGAGGACAAACAAUGGCUCCCUUGGCCUGUAAAGCGAGAUAGGUGCCGCAACCCCAGAGUUGUCUGCGACUGGACUUAACUGUCAGGGGUCCUUUACCUUUUGGGAACAGGACUUGGAAAUCUGAAAACAAUUUUUGUGACAUUAGUAUGCGACUCUCAUGCGCCUGCCUAGUCUAGUUCAAUGCACAAUGCUAAACAGAAGACUUGGAUACAGAACUUGUCUUUUGGCAUUUCCAAAAUGCAUGUUCUAUAUAAUAAGUAAGCUGUAGAAACAAAACUAGUAAGUAAAUAUUUGAGCAUCAGAACAGGGGAUGGAAAGUCAACAACUUCCAAAGGCACAGAAAAAAGAGUGAGGUAUUAACUUGCCACUGCUGCCCUGGAGGAGGGGCAGGAAAUAAAUUUAAUAAAGAAACAUAUUAAAUAGUAGGAGGGUGACAGAGCCACCCUCCUGGUUUCCGGCUGGAAGGCAUUCCAAAACUGCAUCAGAAAAGUCCUUCUACUUCAUGGUGGCCAGCCUGGGCAAUGUGUAAGGUGGUGUUUUCAGUGGAGCCUAACUGGUGGUUUCAAACUGAGAGGUACCGUUUCACAGUGGAGGAGAUAUUCCUGGAGAUAAUUGAACCCCUGACUGUCUUAAGUCUCUCAGUCAACACGAGUAUGCUUGUUUAUAACCAGCUACAAUCCAGCAGUAGCUCUCCAUGUGAUGGAGGCAAAUUGGCUAAGCAUCAUCACGCACUGAAAAACGUCCUCUUUAUAUAUUGUAUAUUAAAGUAAACUACUGGUAUGGGUUAACCUGCUAUGAUCUUAUUCUGCACUAUGUCCAAAUACAAGAUAACCUUAAAUUUCUUUAUAGGUUUGGUUAAGUUUCAUCAUGUUUACAAUUUAUAAUAUGCAUGCCUUCACUGAGAGCUUUUUUGUCAGUUCUAAGUGCUCAUAAAAGGUCAAGCAAGGUGCUUUGAAUUGUCAACUAAGAUCCUCAAUUACAUAUAUAUAUAUAUAUACAGAGAGAGAGAGAGAGAGAGAGAUGACAUAUUCCCCUGUUGAACAAACACAACACUACUUGUUACGUGUAUGUUUCUGCAAGUGGCUACGCUUCAGAAUACAUCAGAUUUGGAGAAAUUGGAUCCAUAAACUUCUGUCAUGCUUUGGUUGAGUAAAAAGCAUUGCUAGUUCAACAAAAGCCUUUCCAAGAAAAGGAAGUCUCCUUUGACCCAGUCAUUGUGUCUGACAAAUGCUGACUUGCAUUCUCUUUCUUCCUGUUUCUCUUGUACUGAUUUUAAAGCAACUGGAAACAUUGCCUCUAUCUAGCCACUUUAUCUUUCUCUCACGUCCAGUUCUGAAACUCACUGUGUUGAGUCACAAAACUCAUAAUUCUGGAGGUUCUGGAGGAAAAUGUGCUUUAAUCCAAAGCAUGGAUAUGUGUAGUGAGAUUUUCUUUGUACGUGGUUUGCCUUUUUACCAAAACAAGGACCACUAAUGCCUAUCUUUUAAAAAAUGUGUUAUUUUGCAUUAGUAGAGGCAAUUUCACCCUGUCUAAUUUCUUGACUCGAAAGUAGUAGCUGUGCUGUAGUCUAGAGACUGAGGCAGUUGAACUUGCCUAUGUGGGGGUGGGGGAUAUAUAUAUAUUUAGACUAAGCAAAGAUAUCCUGGACAUAAGGCAUCCCCUGACAUGUCUGUACUACUUCACCAAUUAUAUUAGCUAUGUAACCAGAAGGAUGCUCUGUACAUGCAGCCAACUGCAGCCAACAAUCUCUUGUAUGUCUCUUCGUGAAGAAGAAAAAUUGCCGAGAGGCAAACGUGUCCCCAUUUCUCCACAGCUGAAUUUCUGACCCUGGUCUUGCGUAACAGUUUUGCUUGUUAGAAAUUUGCACUGUAUCUGAAGCUAUAUUCCCAAGGUAAGGAGAGCUACAUGGCUGAUGUCUGGCAUUGUUGCUGCCCGUAUCCUUAGCUCUUGUGUUUCACAGGUUGCCUAAUGGGACAUUCUGCUUUCCCCCCUGUUUUGAAGGUGGAUUCACACAUGCAUUUUCCGGUCUAGUCCGCUGGGUGCUUCCUAUUAAGCAGACAACCACAACCCCCCCCCCCCGAUCUGUUAAACAUAUCCAGUUGAGUACAAGACACCAGCAGCUGUUGUUGCCUAAUCAUCGGAUAUAGGUGUCGGUUCAGCUUGUAUACUCCUUUUCCACAGUGCUGCAAUACCUAGCUUAAACGUGUGGUGAUGACAUCUCCAUGGGGCUCAGGGUGACAUGCAGAAAUAGUCACCCCAAAGACUCCUGAUUUCUACUUCUGGCUGAUCCAGCACCAUGUUUGAUACUUUUACUGUUACAUUUGAAGAGAUGUAUUGAUGCAUGGCAUGAGUAAAGGUGGCACUGUAAUAGAUUGUUUAGGUGCACUUUUCUGAGGAUGGGAACCCUUGAGUGGAUAACCAAUUUUGAAAAGUGGGAGAGGGACUGUACCUCAGUAGUAGAGCACAUGUUUGGUAUGUUAGGAGGUCACAGGUUCAGCUCUACCUGGAGAAGCCAGAGACUGAGAGAGACUCGUAUCUGAGACCCUGGGGCACCUCUGCCAGUUGGCAUGGAAAAUGCAGUAAGCUUCAGGCAUUGGCAUACAGCAUUUUUUGCUUACGGCUUUUUAUUUUGUCUUUAAUUGCUCACUAGGUGAUAAAGCCCUUGAUGGCUACAGUAAGAAAAAGUACGUCUGCAAGCUGCUUUUCAUCUUCCUCCUGGGGCAUGAUAUUGAUUUUGGCCACAUGGAGGCUGUGAAUCUCCUGAGUUCGAACAAAUACACAGAGAAGCAAAUAGUAAGUCAUGUCCCAUUCAUGCAUAGCGUUGAGAUAUAUAUAUAUAUAUAUAUAUAUAUAUAUAUAUAUAUAUAUAUAUACACACAUAUAUAUAGAUAUAUAUACACUACCCACUUCCCAUAUAAUAUUGGGGGUCAAGGGUGGGGACAUUUUUCACCCUGAGGGCCGUGUUUCCUUCUGGGCAACCUUCUGAAGGUCACAUGCUGGUGUUGAGCAGGGCCAGAGGCAACUGUGGGUAGACCUACUAAUGUGAAUUACACCUUUGUGCAGUGGGCUAGUCUCUGUACGUGUGUACUCUCCUCUCUGCCCUCCAUCUAGGCAAGUAAGAGGCAUUGUCAGAAUUCAAGGAUGCAUUACAGUCAGCAGGCACACAAGGGACACAAAUGGCACCUGUCAGUGCUUGAAAUGUAUUUCACAUUUGGCGUCUAGGCAUGUAGGGGUGCAUCAGCAAAAUAUCAGGGGCAGCACAGCAGAACCUUCAAGCAGACGCUGAUGCAGAAUGUAUAAAACCAGAGGUGGGGUAUAAAUAAAUUAUUACUAUGGAUUGGGACAACAUUAAUCAUUUCUUUUAUUAAAUUAGAAAAUAGGAUUCUCUUGGUAUUCAAACAUAAGAGAAAACAUUUCUAAUACAGUAUAGUACAGGGUUAAAAAUAUAUAUGGCUAUUUUAGAGUUUCAGCCAGAUUGUCCUAUAAGCAUCUGGUUUGAAAGAGAGAUUCAUGCUAGGGACCCAUCUCCCUUUUCCCUCUUAAAAAAAAAAAAUCAAGCAGAGGCUGAUUAAGGUGAACUAUAAGCGAUGAAUAAACCAGCUAGGCUUCCUUAUUUCUCUAGUUAUGCACUAGAGAUGUACACUACAGAGAAAUCGCCCUGCACACAUAAAUUUUCCUCUUUCCAGAAAUGUCUGGAUCUCAUCCAGUAUGACUUUUAAAUGCUGUGUUUUGAUAUGCAUACAUCUAAGCAGGAUCCCCACCUGUCAAAUUAAUUUACAUUUGGCUUUUAUUUGUAUGUACUUAGAGUGAAAACUGGCCGCAUUGUGAUAUGCCUGGCUUUUAGGUGAGGUCCUUAAACCAUUAUUCUUGAGAAGCCUGAAUAAUUCCCAAUCAGGAGUGGCCAGCACCGAGUGCAGGGUCUUGAUCCUUCUCCCAAAGCAAAUUCAUCUGCCCCUGCAUCCCAAAUACCCAUUGUUUUUUGGUGGUAGCAGCAAAAAUAGGAGUGGGGAAGCAUAUCUGGUGCUAGGGUGGGUGGAUUGGUUUAAGCAUCUCUCUCCAUCCUAGAGGCCUGUUGAGGAUGCAGAUUCUCCUAUCCCAGGUUUCCAUGGUCAGCCGAUCAUUUGACCGAGAGGGGAGAGAGAGAGCAUUCCCUCCUCAUUCAGUAUCAGGGGCUGUGACCCUGUACGUGUGCAUGCCCUGUAGGUGUAUAUGCAAGAGCAUGGUGGGCCACGUCAACCCCUGGCAUGCAGUCCCCAGAGGGUUGGCCAAGGCUGAAUGCAGCCUAGGCCAACCCUGACCUACCUCAUAAAUGGCACAGGAGCCAUUUGUUAUAAAGCAAUGUUGCCUACUAAGCAUUGCCCCUGCUGCCCACUACUAAUUCUUCUCUUAAUUCCAGGGCUAUCUGUUCAUCUCCGUGCUUGUGAAUUCAAACAGCGAGCUGAUCCGCCUGAUCAAUAACGCAAUCAAGAACGACUUGGCCAGCCGCAACCCCACUUUCAUGGGACUGGCUCUGCACUGCAUUGCCAAUGUGGGCAGCAGAGAGAUGGCGGAAGCAUUUGCUGGAGAAAUUCCAAAAAUACUUGUAGCUGGGUAGGUGCUCCAUGGGAAUUUCAGGGGCUUGACAGAAAGAAGGCAAUUAAACUGAUCCUUGGGAUGCAGCCAAGUAUCUAAACAUUUGCUGACUGAAUGUGGAGUAACAGCCUCCUAAAGGAAAUCCAUAGGAGAUCCUAUUCCACUCUGGAACGAGAGAAGACUCAUUUGUUCCUGAAAGCUCUUUUGGUUUGGCCCCCCUGCCUUUGUGUGGUAUUGCUUUAUUGUUAAUAGGCUCACCGCUUUCGGUGUAACGUGGAUUUGAAAUGUGUAUCUGUGUUAACCAACUUUUUAUAUUAAUUUGUUUUAUAAAAUGGUAUGAUGGCUGAGAAUUCUUCUGUGGAUACAAAUUUAAACAACUGGAUGGCUAAACAACUGCAGUCCUCAUGGACGACCAGCCCUUUUGAAAAGUGAGAGUGCUUGCUUAAGUGCUGGCAUCGCAUCCAUUUAUAUAUAUCUUUCAAAUGUUGUGGGGUGUUUUCUUAACCCAGAUGCUUCCAAAUGAAUGUUUCUUUGGCGUGAAUGAGCCAAAAUGUAUUUAUCUACAGAGAUUAUAUUCAUACAAUACAAAGCCUGCAAUACAAAGCCUAACCUUGGAAAAUAUAGAUUCUUAAUAAUCUGUUGUACUGCAAAAAUAGGUUACAUAUGGCAUCUCAUUCAUUAGACUCAUGUGGUAUGGACAUAUGCAGCCUCAUAGGUUAAAGAACACAGUCCCACAAUCAGUGGCCUUGCCAUGUUUCCUACAUAUACAAAUGUUCCUGCUGACAGAAUCAGUAUGCCAGUUUCAUGAACUGGAAAAUUAUGUGUACUUUGUUGCAUCUGUGGCCUUUUUUUGGAGCUGACACGAUGGCAGUACUCACAUGUACUUUUGGUGCUCAUGUUACUGCUUGCAGUGUGUGCAGCUUUGAAUGUGGAUGGGUACGAGCUUGUAUAUAGGGAAAUGGUCCAGCCUUGCUGUCUUCUAGGAGCUGCCGCUGAAGAAUUUUGGGUGUUUGAGAACCCAUUGACCAGCUUUGGCUUUCUGUUGCAGAGACACCAUGGACAGUGUGAAGCAGAGUGCAGCCCUGUGCUUGCUAAGAUUAUACAGGACUUCUCCUGACCUGGUUCCUAUGGGAGACUGGACCUCCAGAGUUGUGCACCUUCUCAACGACCAGCAUCUGGUAAGCUCACUUGACUAGACUAGAUCUUUUUCUCUUGAAAGUGUGAAUAUUUGAUUGUCUGGAUUCAGAAUUUAAUUAUGUAGAACCAUGGAAGCAAAUAUUUGGCAAGUUUGGCAUUGGUCAACUCCUAACGGUGAGAUGUGCUACACUAAUGCUUUGGGGUCAAGUUGCUUCUGGACUUGAGAUGAGUGAGCUUUCAAAAGUUCUCUUCUCAAUAACUUUGAAUUUGCCAAAUUCUUCUUUUUAAAAAUCCAAACUUGAAUAAGUUGUGUUGAGAUAGUAUGAGGGCCUAUCUGGGGAGCUCUUUUUUCUUGGUCUCAAAGGAACCAUCAGACUCAUAUUGGGGGAGGGUCCAGAAGCUAGUCCUUGUGGGUAACAUGGGGACUGGAUUUCAGCCCCAUCUCCUCUUUUCACUCUGGAAGCAUCCAUUUCCUUCCCCAUAGGAAGUAGUGGAACCAUUACUUCUUAUGGAGACAUGAAAAUAUACCUGUGGCGUGAAAUUAGAAGAUGUGGAUGCGGGGAGUUCAAGACUUGCUGGUUACCUGGCUUUGUCCACACCGUGGGCAAGGUUCAAUUAAUGUGUCCUGUCAGCAGAGGCCCUGCAUAAAGACUUCUGCUUAUGCAAUAGGACUUUCCCCUGCUCUGCUCCCCCAUAUUAAGGUUACCAGACAUCCCCGUUUCCUAGGGACAGUCCCCGGAUUUACAAAUCAGUCCCCAUACAAAAUCCAUUGAAGUUGAAAAGUGACCCUGGAUUCAUUGGAAAAGAUCUGGUAACCUUACCCCACAUGUGCCCCCUCCAGAUUGGCUUGGGUGUGUGUAGAAGAGACCCUGAAACAGUGCACAGAGGAAUGGCGAGAGAAGGGGUCAUUCUGGAACAAUGGGAAUCAUUCUGGAACAAUAAUCUUAGUACUGUAUGACGUUGGAAGUCCUCCCAUUGUGUUUUUCCUGCCCACAAGUAAACUAAUGGAGAGAAGCAGCGCCAUGAGCUUGCAAUGGGAUUAGGAAAAAAAUGCUGCAGGACUUCCUUUCCUGAAAGCUUGGAUUUUGAGCACUUGCAGAAAGAAGUUCAGGGAUUGAAAGGAUUAUGCCUGGCCUUCUGAACCCAGCCAGGCUCAGAUGAGCAUACUUCAUCCCUGUUAUCGCCUGGGAAAAGGCAGGAAGUGGCACAGCAGUUUGCUGAAGAGGCUUCAGGCAGUGUCAUAUACUGGCCAGGCUUGCCGCCCAUUCCUGUCCAGGUGUGCCACAAACUCAUGUGCCAGAGUCCAUGUGGCAAAGGAAUGAAAGGAAUGAUCCUUAAGGUAUUCAGCAUCCUGCCUAGUAAAACGAACAAGCUUUUGAAAAGACACUGCAGUGCGUUCAGUGAUGUUUCUGGUAAUAUGCACGCAGGUUACAGUCCACAGAUAAGUUGCAUCUGUGCCAUAACUGCUUUCCUUUUGUCUUUGAGGAGAAAUUGUCAUUUUAUACAGAGCUCCUAAUGUACAGAGUGCUUUGCAAACUCACUUGUCCAAGAUCCUGUGAAGUAAACAACCAGCUAGUUUUACUCUUGGUACGAGGGUGACUUAUCACUAGUCACACAAUCUAGGGACUGAUCGGGGAUUUCAGCACAAAUCAAAAUACAGUUUUCUGUGUGCCAGACCAGCAGCCGACCAAGAAAGGGUCUUUCCUAAUUGUUUGCAUUGUAUCUUUGCAAAAGGGAAUGAGUUAUUUUCUUUCUUUCUUGAUGGUGGUUUUUUUUUUUUAAAGUCUGCAGUGGAUUUGGUUAAUAUUUGAAUGCAUUACUCCAAUAUAGGGCAAGGUCAUGUACAGGCCAGUUACAGAAGGUGGCAGGGAAUGCAUAGCCUUUUGUAACAGGACAUUGGGAUCCUGAGAUUGUAGUUUGCCUUAUUUUAGCCCAUUAUUGCAGGCUACGGAAGAUACACACCUGCAUGAAUCAAUAUGUAUAUUUUUAAAAAAUUAAUUGGUCAUUUCAGAGUAUCUUUCACCCUGCCCCCUCCUGCAAUAUCACCCAAGCCUAAUAAAUAGUAUACAGUAUGGGUUGCCAAUAUGGCGCUAGUGGGUGCAGUGACCCCUUUGAGGUCUUUUUCCUGGUGCCCAUGAAGCUUCUGAGCACCUUCUCACUGCUGCCUUGGUGGUGAAGGCGGUCACCUUUUUCUCCCUUGGCAAAGUACCUAGAGCUGAAGGAGGAAGCUGGAAGAAUGACACACUUUCCCACUUCCCUUUUCCAGUUCUAUGAACUUUUUAAGGUUCCGAUGAAUUCUCCUCCGAGAUCAAAUUGUGUGUGUGCAUGCACUUUCUUUCCUUUCCUGUUGGGAGCAGUGGGCUAAUCCAAAGAAAGGGGGAGAAGUGACCAGACGAGAUGGUGUCCAAGACACCCCCAAAUGCAAAUGUGCCCAUGGACUUUUAAUUGGUUGGCAACCCCUGGUAUACAGAAACAGCAUAUGCAGGGAAGAGGGAAGUCCUAACCAUACCAUACCAUACCAUACCAUACCAUACCAUACCAUACCAUACCACGUAAAUCCUAAAAUGGAAAUAAGGGAUAGCUGGGUAAGAGUAGCCAGGUGACUGGGGGGGGGGGGGAAUGGAUCAGGGCAUACUAAGAAAAACACAAUAUACUUGUCAGAAGUCAUACCCCAGUUUUUUUAUAUAAAUUGCAUUAAUAAAACAUCUAAAUACAUUAAUACAGUUCGUCCGUUUUGAGCCAAAUAAAGGAUUGAAUCGUUUUUGAAGCAGGAGAAGAGUAGAAAGAUUUUAUGCUGCCAGUAGAUGCCUAAGGGCCAAACAAGGCAUGAUGUGGACAGUGUGUGAACAGCGUCUCCCACAGCUUUCUUUUCUUUUUCUUUUCCUUUCUCUCUUUGCAGCUUUGGGGGAAAUUAGAUUGAGAUCAUGACAUGAUGGCAGUCUGGGGGAAGGUAACUUCUCCCAUUCUGGUCUAAAUCCCACUCCAAGCCGCUACUUUUUCUGUAGGGGGAAAACCUUUUUUUUUUUUUUUUUGGCCAUACGGUACAAAGACUAGCUCUGAUCUUGUGAUCUAGUUCCCCUGUGGCGUUAUUGGUGCUUGGAAAAGAACAAACUGUGGGAGAUCCUGUGCAUCCAGCUUAAUAGGCAAUUUGGCUCUAAUAAUAUCCCCCGAAACCGAGAGACCUGUGGAUGGGCUUGAUGUUGGGGACUUUGGCUUUGGGAAAUGGGCCCAUCCUCUCACAGUUUGCCACCUUAACGAUCUUUAUUGAAGAGCAACACAUUUCUCUUUUUGAUAGAGGUGCUCGCACUCCCUCCAGCAGUUAAGACAAUGCCUUCUAGGCUCAUGGAACAAGUACAAUGGGAGUGAAACUGGGAGGAUGGCAAUAGAACUGGGGUAUUUUGGGGUGUGGGGAGGCUAUACUAUCUUGGAUAUUUGCCCUCUUUUGGUUAAAAAGUACAGCCCUGUGGUGUAAAGUAUGUGUGGCAUAAUAAACAAAACUUAAUGGUGCUCUUGGUAUACAAUGCAUGUGCUUAGUAAUUGGAACGGAUUUCAGGGAGCUGUAAUCCUGUUUUUCUCCAGGGUGUGGUUACUGCUGCUACAAGUUUGAUCACCACUCUGGCACAAAAGAAUCCAGAUGAAUUUAAAACCUCCGUGUCUCUGGCGGUCUCCAGACUCAGCAGGGUAAGCAUUUUAUUGUUUAGACGCAAGUGCUGGAAUGAAACUAGGCUAAAACUAAAUUAAGCUGGCUGAUUAGAUUAACCAUCUGGUUUAGCCUCAUGGGAAGCUGAAGUGCAGUUGGUAUGAGAGCCGUUCUGAUAGUUUGACAGGCAGAGUAGCUGAAGGCAAAGAGAUGUAAUUUGCUGUGCAAUAUCUCAUGCACAGUGAUUGUGUUGGGCUGAUCCAAUCACUUAAAAAAAAAUUCUUAGCUGUGCAGGAGAUGGCAGAUAAACACGCUUGUAUAGGUAUAGCUGAAAUUAAAAUGUAAAUAAUAUUUUGAGGCUUUGCAGGCAAAGCCACUCCUUAAUUGCAAGAAGUUUGGAAGACCAGGGUUCCACUUCAGUAGCUACCGAAGCAGGAAGAAAAUGAUCCUAUCUGUGAUCAAGGCCUUGUAGUCAUUUUUUUUGGUAGUACAGUGGUACCCCGCAAGACGAACGCCUCGCAAGACGGAAAACCCGCUAGACGAAAGGGUUUUCCGUUUUGGAGGCGCUUCGCAAAACGAAUUUCCCUAUGGGCUUGCUUCGCAAGACGACAGCCCAUAGGGAAAUCUCAGGGACAGCGGGGAAGCGCAGCGCGUCUUCCCCACUGUCCUCGGACCUCCUCCGAAGCCCGGCGGCGGGGCGGGGACACCUCCUCCGCCGCCGCCGGGCUCGGAAGGCUCCUCCGAAGCCGGGCGGGGGGGAGGGAACACCUGCCGCCGCCGCCCGGCUCGGGAACGGUGCUCCGAGCCGGGCGGGGGGAGGGAACACCUCCGCCGCCGCCCGGCCGGGAACGGUGCUCCGGCCGGGCGGUGGGGAGGGAAGACCUCCCCGCCGCCCGGCUCGGAACGGUGCUCCGGCCGGGCGGGGGGAGGGAACACCUCCGCCGCCGCCCGGCUCGGAACGGUGCUCCGGCCGGGCGGGGGAGGGAAGACCUCCCGCCGCCGCCCGGCUUCGGAACGGUGCCCGAGCCGGGCGGGGGGAGGGAAGACCUUCUGAAGGCGGGCGGGGGCGAAAGUCUUUGUCCCCCUGCCUGCCUUCCCAGGGGCUUUGAAUUGCCCCGGACAGCGGAGGAGUCCUCCGCUGUCCCGGGGUGAUUUUAAAAUGCCGCCCGCCAGCAUUUUAAGAUCGCCCGGACAGCGGAGAAGUCCUCCGCUGUCCCGGGUUUUAAAAUGCUGGGGGUGGGAAGAAAAGCCCUUGCCCCCCCAGCCUUCAGAAGAGGUCCGGGGACAGACUGUCCCCGGACCUGGUCUGAAGGCGGUUUCCCAAGGAACGCAUUAAUUGAUUUUCAAUGCAUUCCUAUGGGAAACCGUGCAUCGCAAGACGAAAAACUCGCAAGACGAAGAGACUUGCGGAACGAAUUAAUUUCGUCUUGCGAGGCACCACUGUACAGUUUGGCAAUUCCAUUCAUCGGUGCACUACUGAACAGUCUCAAUGACAUUAUCUGCAACAGUAAUCUAUUAAAAAGGAAAGCCACCUGAAGUUUCAAAGGCCAGAUAAGUACAGAAAUAUUUCCCAGCAAAUAUACCUGUAGCUUUGUCUCAGGUUGGGUUGAGCAAUAAUGCCUGAGCAAUAAUGCCUGCUCAACUGUACACUUAAAGGAGUUGCUGCUGGUUGUGAUGCCAGUAGCCAAAGAUAGGGCUACUGCCAUUGCAGUAGUUCUUAAGAUGAUAGUUGACCAGUUUUCUGCUCGUACUUAAUUCCUGCAGGGAGCCAGGUCCCGCUGAGGCCUGUUUGCAAGUAGCAAGCUCUUGUUCUGCAAGGCAUUCUGCCUAAUCCAUGCAGGAUGGAUUCUUGACAGUAGACACUUAGAGAUUAGUGGCAUGAUUGGUUUGCUACUUUGAAAACUUGAACCCCAGCCAGGCUAGCCAAAGAUUUUGCUGCCUGAGGUGAAGGACUGGAUGAUGAUCUCACUCCCCCUUCCAUCCCAGAAUCUGCACACAGAAGUAAAUGGAACUGGCCAUUGAAUGCCAGCAAUGGGGCAAUAUCCGCCACCACAUCUGAGGACAGCAGGACAGCUUAGGGGAUGCAUGGAUGGCCCACACAUUGUUGUCAUCUAAUUUCUGGCUGCCACUCUCACUCUCCACCCAACAUCUGCCAGCUGAGGUGGCUACCUUGCUCUGCCUUAUGGUAUGGCCAGCCCUGGAUUUAAACUUGUUCCAAGACACCCCGGAACAGUGUAUGGGAAAGGAGAGGGGAUUGUUCUGUCCUGCAAGCCAUGCAAAAUAGUUUUAUGGCUUAUUGUUAAUCUAAACAGUCCUCACUUUCUCUUGCAGAAGACUGUUAUCGUCUUUCCUUUCCUCUUCCUUCCCACCACAAUGUCAUGGCUAUUCAGUGUGGACAUCAGUUGUUUUCCCCAUUUCCCCUAAUUUAACAUAGAGUAUUUUAAAGCUUUCUGUCCAGAUUUUUUCUAUCCUUCCUGCCCCUCCUGCAGAUCUCAAGCACAGUCUUUUAUCUGCCCUUCCCUUGAAAAGCAUGAUGUAAUUGAGAAUCUGCUGUCCCUCAGCAGAAAGUACAAAAGGCAUAUUCAAGCACUGUACACUGGUUUGAUACAGCUGAGUUUGGGAAAAUCUGUCUUGUUGUCUGGUCUAAAAACGUUAUCGUUCUAAAUUCCUCCUCGCCCAGAACUUCUGCCCAGCUGUAUCUGCCUCUGUCAAAUUUCCUGUUGUCUUCCCUUGUGGAAAUGCUCCCAUCAUCCUGGCCCAUUCAUCAUUCAGAAGAACAAAUUAACAGCCUUCCUGAGUCAACCCAGCCUCCUGCAACAGAGAUUUGUUGGGGUUGCUUGCUGAGGGCGUAUAUGAUCACACAGAGCUGUAAUGGAGAGCUUGCAGCUACAGUCUCUCACUUCCUGCUUUGAGUUGUUGGUCUGUCCUCAGACAAGUGACUGGCAAUCACUGAUAAUCUCUCUUGUGCUGCCAGGUUCCUCCCCACUCCCGUUAAAUUGCUAUUGAAAUAGGAAGUUGAAGUUUAUACAAAUGAUGAAUUGUGGCACUUGUGUGCUAAUUCCAAUCUAUUGUUCCUUUGUUCUACUAUUAUGUGAACUAGUUGUUGUUAUGAUGUAACUAACUAGCAACUACUGGUGGUACGUUCAUGUUCUGCUUGCAAGCUGCCCAUGGGAAUCUGGUUGAGAACAGGAUGCUAGACAAGAUGGGGCUUUGGUCUAAUCCCGCAGAGCCUUUCUUAUGACUCUCCAUCUUCUUCCAGCAUAUUCAUGAUCUUGCCGAUCUCUAGCAUAUUUCCCCCUCUGUGUUUCUUCUCUAGUGGCUGCUUGCUUGUCUUUGAGCUCCCUGGCAAGCCUUCCACAUUGCCUUACUCAGUCUUUUCCCUCAUGGGCCUUGUCUUGCGUUUUUUAAGGCUCAGCAUCAUUUUACUGUGGCUUAUUAUUAUUAUCUAUUAAGCUGGACAAAGCGCCACAGGAAAAUAACAGUUCUUGUCUUGCAGAUUGUGACGUCUGCAUCAACUGAUCUCCAGGAUUAUACCUAUUACUUUGUCCCAGCGCCGUGGUUAUCUGUGAAGCUUCUAAGGCUGCUGCAGUGCUACCCACCUCCAGGUAAAGUAAUUGCAAUCACUCUGCUUUCACACUUUGCUUACACAGGAGAGAAGCCAUUUGCACUAAAACAGCACAUGUUUGCAGAAAGAGAGAGAGAGAGAGAGAGAGAGAGGUUCAAAUAAUGAACCCCACUGCUAAGUCUGCUGCAGGCAUAAUAUUCCCAGUAUUUCUAACUAUGGUUUCAAUCUAAUUGUCUAAUUAUGUUGAAACCAUGAGCAAAUGUUCUGGCAACACCAUAAUCAAAUCAAACUUGAUAACUGAAUAACCCAUUUAGUGGUCUUUGGUUUCAUUUUCAGUACUUGGCUCUUUCAUAUCAGUGAUUCUGUAAUGAUCGAAGGAUAAACUUGGUUCUAACUUUGCAGAACCAAAAUGCUGGUGCCAUAUGCAGCUUUCUGAAACUGGAGAAACAAUGCCAUCUAAUGGGCAUUUAAUGGUUUGAUAGUAAAGGCUGUCAAAAUUGCCUGGUGAUCUUGCCUAACCAUUCUAUUUCUCCCAGAAGAUCCUUCAGCACGAGGUCGUCUCACCGAGUGUUUGGAAACUAUUCUUAACAAAGCUCAAGAACCUCCAAAAUCCAAGAAAGUACAGCAUUCAAAUGCGAAGAAUGCAGUGCUAUUUGAGGCAAUUAGUUUAAUUAUCCACCAUGAUAGGUAAGUUUGGCAUUCAUAAUGCAUGGCUGGCAGUAACAGUUUGAGAUGUGAGCAUCAGUUCUUGUCCUAAAUCUGUGGUUUCUGAGAAAGUAUAUACUAAUUUUGUAUUCUUUUGUUCUCUGAAAGAGGGCACAGUAUGUACUUUUUCCACAGUCAUUCUGGCAAAUGUCUGAGCAGCUCCUGAGUGAAAAACAAUUAUGGGAGUAGUUUUUGUUCUGGAGUUUAGCAUUACUCAUGUGUUGUAAGUUUGUAAUCUUGCUAAAUGUAAUACUGAAGUCCUUCCUCACCUUAAGACCAUUUAAAAACUUAUGACUGAGUGUUGCUUGGCUCAACUAAACAGGAUACUGGCAGGGCCCAGUCAAUGUCCCAUGCAUUUCCUAACAGUGGAUUGUGUAGUACAUGGACAUUGGGGUGGAAGGAGAGACUUCACCCCCCAGUAAUCCCAUCCUCCAUCCAAAUUGUCCGGUUUUGGAGCUCUACUGGGAUAAAAUGACCUUUGUUUACCUGAUGCCUUCCAGAUGUUUAGGCCUACAACUCCCAUCAACCCCAGCCAAUAUGAGUUAUAGCCCAAAGCAUCUGGAGGGUGCCAAGGAGGUGACGGUUGACUUGAGAAGUUUUCAGGGGUAAUGUUUGGUACUAUCCUCCUAUCCUCCCUCUGCCCUGCCACGUAUUAAGGAUGCACGAGCACCUGAUUCCACACACAAGUCUCCCACAGUCUCCUGUUUUAGCCCUAACUGGGCUUGCCUUUGCUCCUGUGUUGAACAACAUGGGAAUAAGGAGUUGGGGUACACCAAGUAGCCUAAUCCCUGACAUUGGAUCCGCCCCACCCCCCAUGUCUGCACAACUCCUCUGAUGUCAGGGGAGUCGAGGUUUCCAGAUUCCAUGAAAGACUUUGUGCAUACAGUUCUAUGUACAUGGGCCCCCUCCCUGCAGAUGUUUGGGCUGUAAGUUCAGACAUUGGGGGAGGUGUGUACAAUGGAUGUGACAACAAGCAGACAAUCUGAAGAUGAAUUCAGUCAUGUAUGUUGCAUUCCUUCCUUCCCACAUGCAGUGUGCAUCACACUGUGUCUUACCUCUUAAAAAUGAAAAAAACACCUUUUUAAAAAAGAAAAAAGAAAAAUAAUAGCUAUGUUUCAUUUUAGUCUCCUUCACUUGAGAGCAUGUAAAUCUUUGAAACUGGCUAAGAAUAUGUGUGUGUGUAUAUAUAUAUAUAUAUAUAUAUAUAUAUAUAUAUAUAUUCUACUUAAACCUCCUUGCUGCCACUGGAAUAGCACAACUGAGAACAUUGUUUUAUAAUCUGCUACAAGCAUUUGUUUUAUAUUCUUGGCUAAAAUCUAUGGCAUGCACUAUGCAACCUAUUCCCCCUUGCAGACUGUUACUUGUAUAGUUUGGCUUUAUUCCUCUGUUAAUGGGGAGAGGUUGCUUCCUAUGCUGCUGUAGGUAACAUACGAUGUGAGACGGGCUGAUGUUACUACUUCAACCAAAGGCUGAAAUCCGUCGAUGCAGGAUGGCUCUCUUCCAGUCACAGUAUUCUUGGCCCCUCCCACAUCGUUGCAUCAAUUACACAUUUCAGGAGCCGUGUGAGAGGUCACUAUGCCUUCCCUCUAUUAUAAGAACUGUACCUGAGGCCACCAUUGUGUUAUCAGGACACGGCAGGAUCCCAGACUCUGCAAAGCUCCUGAUAAGCUUCCAGCUUUUAAAAUAGAAUCUUAAUUACUUAAAAUAGAAUUUUAAUUACUUCCUGCAAUAUGUAGCUGUGCUGCUACUAACCCUCCAAAAGGUAUUAGCUGCAGUUUUGAAGCUCCUGUAGUGAAGGUACCUCUUGGUACCUAACUCUUAUUAAUGUUUUCCUCGAUGCACUUUCCUCACCCAAAUUCUGUCUUUUCUUUUUCUUUUUUACCUUUUCCACACACUCUCUUCUGCCUAGUGAGCCAAACCUGCUUGUCCGUGCCUGUAAUCAGUUAGGCCAGUUCUUGCAGCACCGGGAAACUAAUCUUCGGUACCUAGCACUGGAAAGCAUGUGCACGCUUGCAAGCUCUGAGUUUUCACACGAGGCCGUGAAAACGCACAUAGAAACAGUUAUCAAUGCACUGAAGGUAACUAUUGGAUCUGUGUAUUAACCUGAAAUUUGGACUUGAUUUUUUAAAAACAAAGCAAAACCAAACCAUGUAUCUGUGUGGGCUUGCUGCUUUGCAUUCCAAGAGCAGCAAGAGUUUUAUUCAUGCAAUAAAAAGGAUGUAGAGUGGUCUCUUCAUUGGAAGCUCUUUAAAACAUAAUGAACAAUAAAGAGAGGCUUCACAUCCAUCAGUGGGCCUGUGCUUGAACUGCAGCCUGAAUCACGUGCCACUGUCCUGGGAUUUAACAUGUUGAACAAGGGAGUGUUGGUUAGAAGGACAGAGGGCAAUUGAGGGGAAUGACGAUGCCUCUGAGGAUGCUGGAGGUGAGGAGGAUACCAGAGAAAAGCACCUAGCUGAAGAGAAAGAAUGGAUUAAGGUUUCUACUGAAGGAUGCUUAAUUUACUUUCUCUGUUUUCCUCCCAAAUGACUGACUGUCGCCACGCAGCUAGAGCUGGACUUGGCUUUAACCUCCUGCCCUUGCCACUAAAAUUAAUGUACAGCAACCCUGGGAGGGGAUCACCGUCCCACAGGGAAGAGACCCAAUACAGCAGUUGGUGGGUCUCACCACUACCCACUACCUCCUGUAUCUGGAUCCUUGUUCUUUUCUGACCCGUUCCUUCCUGCAGUUCAUGGUGCCCUUGGAUGCAUCAACGUCACCACAGUCUAGUUCUUAAUACUUUCUAGUCGAAGUAUAAAGCAGGGGCCACCAAUCUUUUUUGGGGUCCAUGAUAUCAUUUAGAUUUUUGAGCAAGUGCUGUGGAUGCCACCCAUGCUGCUCACUUAUCGUUUCUGUCUCCCAGAUUAGCUCCUCCCCAUGAGUAAGAAAGUGUCCGUGCGUGCAAUUCUUUUUGCUUUUCCAAGGGAUCUGGGUAAAAGUUGGAUCCUGUAGAAUUCAUCUGGACCAUAAAAAGCAUAUAGAGCUGGAAGAGGAAGUAGGGUAGAGUGUCAACACUUCUACCUUCUUCCCUUAGAUCUCAGCACCCACCUUCUGACAAAUAUGUGACAAGCCACUCUCUCCACUUCAUGACCAAUGGGGCUCAGAGGCUUUGUGGGCACCAGGGAGAGACCCCGGAGGGACCCUAGUUUGAGCUACUGCUAGCCAUUGUCCCAGGGGUGGAGAACAUGCAGCCUUCCGUAUGUUGCUGAACUAAAAACUCCCAUGAGACCCAGCCAGCAUUUGGGAGACCUCAAGCUCCCCAACUCUGCGUUACUGCUACUUUUCUUGCAUAGUUUGUUGGCCCCCUACUGAGGAGUCUUGUGUGGGUACAACCGGGGGUGGGGUGGGGUGGGGUGAAUGCCUUGGUGUCAUUCAUUACAUGGUUAUCCUUCCCUUGAUCCAGGACUCUUAAUUAGUAAUAUUUAAUAAAUAAUCAUUCCACUUAAAAUUGUUUUCCUGGCUUUGACCCCAAUUGGGAUGAAGCCAAGUAUCUUGUUUCUUGUUAUAAAUGCUGUUUAGGAUUAUUGACUUCGAAACAAAUGCCGCCUGGUACUGAUUCUAGGUGCAAUUCAGGCGCUAGUAUCUGUAGCGUGGGCACUCCGAUAGUCUGCUUAAAAAUUUGGACACGUCUUAAUUGUUGUUUCCCCAAAUCUCUCCCUUUGUGUUGAUCUUUUACCAUUGUGAUGCCCUUUGCAGACAGAGAGGGAUGUAAGUGUGCGACAAAGAGCGGUGGACCUCCUGUAUGCCAUGUGUGACAGAAGCAACGCCCAGCAAAUUGUAGCUGAAAUGCUGAAUUACCUGGAAACUGCUGAUUAUUCUAUUAGAGAAGAAAUUGUAAGUAAUAAUAAUAAUAAUAAUAAUAAUCCUCAUCAUCUGAGCUGUCUUCACCGUUGAGUGCUGCUAUAAAUUUAGAGCUGCAAGAUGACAUCAACCUUUGCUAAGCUAAACAUAGCAUCUGACAAUUUCAAUGUGACUACUGUGUACAAAUGCUAAUUCCAGUAGAUGGUCACCUUUGUGCUGACUUCUAGAGGAGUAGUCAUAAUAAAUUUAUUUUAAGGUUCCACUGGUGACAAUCUUUUGGUUGCUCUUUAAAGUAGAUGGCAGAAUUUCUUGCACUGGGUUUAUUAAACUGUAUAUGAUCAGUCUAAUCACAGUAAAAUGUGCUUCGCUUUUACUUCAGUUGAUCCUAAAAUAUAUUGUCUCUGGAUCACCCUUUUACAUUUGUUUAAGGUAUUAAUCAAUAUUGGAUACGUUGUACUAAGGAGGGUAUUUAUACUAACUAGUUUGGAUGAAUUGAGAGAUGUAGGAACAGUGGUGCGUUUAGUUUUCCUUUAUUUUUUUGAAUGGAUAGGUAUUAAAUGCUGUAGAAAUUCAUUGUUUGAAUGAAGUUGCUUCAUAAGUUGGUGUUGUGUAUGUUUGCUCAGGUGCUGAAGGUUGCGAUUUUAGCUGAGAAAUAUGCAGUGGACUACACUUGGUAUGUGGACACCAUCUUGAAUUUGAUUCGAAUCGCUGGAGACUAUGUCAGUGAAGAGGUGUGGUACAGAGUCAUCCAGAUUGUAAUUAACAGAGAUGAUGUGCAAGGAUAUGCAGCAAAGACAGUCUUUGAGGUAAGACAUAAUUAUUGUUUGGAAGCCUUUUUCUUCCAGCAUCUCACUGUAAACUAGUAAUGAAAGCCAAGUGGUAAGGAAUAAUUCUGGUCCAGGUGGGUGUUUGACUUCUUUCAUCAUUCCCCUUUGCUGGCAUUUUCUAUUUAUGCUCUUUUCUUACUUGCUUCUGACACUUCUGCGGUUCUGUAACUUUGCCUUGUCCCUUCCCUUAAUUUCAUUUUUAGCAAUAGACCCACAAGGUAUGACUUUUUCAUUGUACUAAUGGUGUAUUACUUACAUGGAGAAAUCCUUGUCUCAAUGAAAAUAGACAUGAAGCUAGGCUAAAGAUUGAAUUGGGAAAAGUUUCUGAGGCACUGUGAGGGGGGAGAGAAUUGUUCCAUGUGAAAAUUUGUGUAAACCACACAUCCAUGGUGGAUGAGGCAGCAGUUGCCUAGAAUGAGGAAGAAUGAAUGAUGGAUGAUGAUGCCAAGGGGCCAAUAAACUUUGAUAAACUGUCUUGUGAAUGCCACAGAUAAUUACACAAUUAUUACUACCUGCACUUCCCUGCGUUUUAUUUCUGUUAACUACUCUCUUUCUCUUCCUUCUUCUUCUCUCUCUCUUAUAUAUGUCUCUCAGGAUAACACUUAAUGCAUCUGAUGAAGGGGUCUGCAGCCCACAAAAGCCUAUAUGCCAUAAUAAUUUUGCUAGUUUUUUAAAGGUGGCACAAGACUCUUCAUUAUUUGUAAUGUUGCAGCUGGUGCUUUCUCUACAUUGCCCAAAUAUGCUUAGAUUGAAAUAGUUUUAUUAAAAAUGAAAUUUAGAAAGACUGGAAUAGUCCAGUUCUGAAUCGAAGAAAUUAUAAUUGGCUAGUGAUGCAAAUAACUUUUCUAUAAACACCUCAAUAGUUUGAAGUAGCACUUGGCCAAAGUGUUGUAGUUAUAACUGUUAGGGUGGAUGGUCAAUAACUGGUGCUGUCUUCCUACUGAGCUGACGUGACCUUUGCACUUGGGUGACUGCUGUCACUUAGGCAUGCUGUAUCCAGGUUGGGUAAUAAUCCUUUUAGGGCUCUGGGUACCUGGCCCUCUUUCCCUGUUAUGAGCCGCUGCUAUCAAGAGUGCAUUGUCAUAUGCACCCCUGUGCCGCCACCCCUCUCAAAGGCCAGGUUGGCACUUUCUUUCUUCUUGUCAAGAUUAACUAGCUGUCUUGCACGAGUUGUGUACUUGGAACUGAUCCUCGCUCUGCAGGCUUCUGAUAAGACCCCUCUGUUUUGAGCAGCUUUCUGCACAAAUUGCACUACUCCCUGACACAAUGAGAUAAACCUGCCUUGCUGCUAAGAGCUAAUCUUCCAUCUGUUCCUCUAAUCUGUUGUGUUGCGAUAGCACGAGCAAAAAAUGUUUUGAGCGUGAAAAAGUUAUUUGCCGUUCUUAUUUCUCUUAAAUUAGCCUUAUAGUGGCUUUGGAGGAGAGAAGAACUUGGCCAUGCCAGGAAAAUAAUAAUAAUAAUAAUAAUAAUAAUAAUAAUAAUAAUAAUAAUGCAGCAUUAUAUCCUGAUUUGCUGUGAUUUGUUUGUUUCAAAAGCUUCUCUGAGAGCUUUGACUGACCAGUACCUAACAAGCACUUUUUAAGGAUUUAUGUAUUAUGCUAACUUUCAGAACCUUUUUUAAAAAAUGGGAUCUCUUUUCUUCCUACCUCCCCUUGCAAAUGCCUCCUUUUGGGUCUGUUUCUUUUAUUUCUCUCUCUUAAAAUAUAUUACUAUUUUUAAUUAAAGCUGUUAACUCCUUUUGUGAUUUCUGGUCAAAAAGCAGGAUAUACAUCUAAGAACGACAACUUUUCCAAUACAUUGGGCAGGAGUAAAAAGGAGGGCAACUAGUAAACGGAUUUUCCUCAUUCCAUUGUGUUUGUACUUCUUGUACAGAUGCAGGAAACUAGCAGUCCAUAUCACAGAAUGGAAGAGAACGUUCCUCCUAGAGCGGUAGAAGUUACUUCCAUGUUUAAAGUGUUGUUGCAGAGUGCAGGGGAGAGGGAGGACUGCAAACUCUUCUCUCCAGUUCAAGCAUAUCUUCCCCACAUACAGCACAAUAUCCUCCAAAUAAUGCCAGCCAUUUAGUAUCAGUUUGGAAGAGACCAGUAGGUUAUUGGAUUCAGACUCAUAACUUCUUGCCACCCUGCUCUCCAUGUGUGAGUCCAGUUUGCCCCUUCACCUGUGCUAUAUGCACAAUGCUGGACCAAUACUCAAAUGAAAACCAAGCUGCAUGCCAAGGGAUCCCAGACCUUCAGUCACUAGCCAAUCCUAGAUUAUAAGAAAAUUCCUUCCAACCCAAUGGAGAUCAGGCAGGCCUCAUGUCUCCCAGUGGGUAAUCUUGCUCUAAUCAAUAUCAUGUUUCUAGUUGUGACAGUCACUGAUGCCCUGGAGGAAAGGGAGAAACCCUAUGUAGACACUACUGUGAGGCACCCAAAUAAAAAUUCAAAAAAAUCCUGAAUCUUCAUCAGCACUAAUGUUUUAGGUGCAUGCAUUUACUGAGUCUAGCAACUUUAUGAUGGGCUUCAAAUGUCUUCAACAGGCGCUUCAAGCACCGGCCUGCCACGAGAACCUGGUAAAAGUAGGUGGCUACAUCUUGGGAGAGUUUGGAAAUCUGAUUGCUGGGGAUCCAAGAUCUAGGUAAAAACACACUCUUGAACCUGGGGGUGGCAUCAAGGAAUUAAUAACUGUGGCAUAAUAACUAUGCAGCCAAUUUUAAAACGGUCUAUCUACAAUAAUAAUUUGUGAUCUUUCUGUCAUGCUAUGGCAGCAUGCUCACUUGCCCAGUAUGUCUCCAGAGCUUUUGGCUCUGCCCCUCCUAACUAUGUUCUUCUCGUCCCAGAGUGGAGUGGGGGGCCCUUGAGUCAGGAGUCCCCGAUACCCCAUUUUUUUUUGACAUGGCCCAUGGAGAAUUUAUUAGGAUAGCGCUCAAUGUGUGCAGAAGGACAUGCGGCUGUGAGGAGAGAAAGCCAUCCUUUCUCUUUAAAGUAACAAUUCUGUAAACUAGUGGAUGAAAUAGGAUUCUGAGAUCAUGGCAAGAGAAAUUUCAUUACUUAAGUACAGUGGUACCUUGGUUCUCGAAUUCAAUGUGUUCUGGGAGUCCGUUCGACUCCCAAAACAUUCGAAAACCAAGGCACGGCUUCUGAUUGGCUGCAAAUCAUUGUCAACUCGCAGUUUUAAUGGUGACUUUGUUCUUGUUCCCUUUUCCUCUCUUUUCCUCCCUUCCACCCCAGCCCUUUGAUCCAGUUCAACCUGCUGCACUCAAAGUUCCACCUAUGCAGUGUUCCAACCAGAGCGCUGCUUCUGUCUACGUACAUAAAAUUUGUGAAUUUAUUUCCUGAGAUAAAAACAACUAUUCAGGAUGUGCUGCGCAGUGAUAGCCAAUUGAAAAAUGCUGAUGUCGAGCUGCAGCAAAGAGCUGUUGAGUACUUGAGACUCAGUACAAUUGCAAGUACUGACAUCUUGGUAUGUAUUCACACGAAUGUGAAGUUGAUUCUUGGCAGCUGUGUCCAGAAAUAUUGCUCCCCCUCCCCCUGUUUUUUACACCAGCCAUAAUUGUGAUUGGUGGUUUUUUUGGGGUGGGGUGAAGGGGGUUGUUAAUUGAUUGUAGCAAAUGGGAUAAUGUAACAUACACCAUGUGGGGGUUAUACUUUAAGACAGAGGUUGGGAAAUGUGAUCCUCCAUGUUAGACUCCUACCAGCCCAGCCAACAUGGUCGGUGAUCAAGAUUGAUGGGAAUUAUAGACUAGUGACAACAGGAGGGCUAGAGAUUCACCAUUCCUCCCUUAAGAAAUCACAGUGUUUUUCCUACCUCUUCCAAGUAUACAUGCUCUGGUCUCUUAUGGCUUGUUUUCCCUAUAAGGCAACUGUGCUGGAAGAAAUGCCUCCAUUUCCAGAGAGGGAGUCCUCAAUUCUGGCUAAGCUCAAGAAGAAAAAGGGCCCCAACACAGUUACUGACUUGGAAGAGACAAAGAAAGAGAGGAACUCUGAUGUGAAUGGGAGCACAGAAGCUACUCUUGUAAAUGCCAGCACUGUGGUAGGUUGGUUUCAGCAGCGUAAGAUACCAGUUCUUGAAGCCAGGUUGAUUAUAAGGGAAAUGGAAUGUCUGCAUAUAACCCUAGAGGAGAGGUCUCCUUCCAGACCUCAGCUAUACUGGUACCCUGGCAACCAGGAAAGGCCAAUUUAGAUACACCUCAAAAUCCAAAUUAAUUUGCUUUAUGAAUGGCUAGGUUAGAUAUUUUCUCAGUCGUUUUUCUGUACAUUUUGGUCAUGCCAUGCCACUGGGCCAGUUUCUUGUAUUGAGAUCUGAACCCCAGAACAACUUGGGUCAGGGUUACCUUGCGACUGUCUGGGCCCGUAUAUCUUGGCUCAAUCACUGAGAUCAUCCGAAAGAUCACAGUUAGUUGUCCCUUGUGUUUCGGAAGCCAGUGGGCUUUAACUAGAAGUCAGGCAGGCUUCCAGUCCCAUGCUGUGGAAUAUUCUUCCAGCAGAAAUACAACAGAUAGCCUCACUGCUAACCUCCAGGUGUCUCUUGAAGACUUCUUUGUGUUGACAGGCCUGUUCCGUGGUUUAAGCUUUUCAGAUGAGUGGGCCAUUUUUAUCAUCAUUUUGUAUUUUUUAAAUGGUAUUUUAUAUAUAUAUUUGUAAACCUUGUACACUACCCUGAGAUUUUAUAUAAGAGGGUGGUCUAUAAAUAUUUUUAUAAAUAUAAAUAUUAUACGUACACAUAGAGGUGGGUCUUAUUCCCAGUCUAACAAUGUGUCCAUGUUGAUUUAAUGGAGUGACACUGGGCUAUUCUUGAUGAGGUGGCUUUCAGUCACAUGUACUCCUGUUAAUCUCUCUGGGACUAAAAAUCAAAAUGUAAGAAGCUGUGAGUUUACUCCUCAGAGGAAAAGUAUACUGAGAAUCCAGGAGUGGGUUGCGAGUAACACAGCAACAUGCCAGGCUUCCUCUUCUUAUGACUUUUCCUCCUCAGCAAGUUCCUUUCCCCUUUAGAUCUUAUACCUGUGAUAACUGCUCGUCUGCUCACGUUUUCAUGCCGUGUUACUGUUCAAAUUGAUUUGCUGUCUCCUUUUCUGAUAACGUUAAAUGCUUUGUGGGUCAAGGAACGGGAUGUUAUUGCUAAAUCAAAUUAAUGUGAUGAACGACACAGUUUUCUUAAUGAAAGAACUUCACGUUGGAUGGGGAAAGUGAGCUGGGGACAUGGCCCGGUUUGUAUCUUAUCAGCAGACAUGCUUUAAUCACAGAACUUUCCUGUUGUCUCUUACAGUCUACUCCAUCUCCUUCAGCAGACCUUUUAGGACUUGGCACAGCCCCCACGACAAACUCUGUUGCAGCCCCAGCAUCUAGUGGCAGUUUGUUGGUAGAUGUGUUUUCGGACACCUCUGCGGCUCCCGCAUCUCUAGCUCCAGGUUCUGAAGAUAACUUUGCAAGGUAUAUAAUAAAUCAAAGCAUCAUAGGAGUGGUGGGAAGCAAUUGUUCCCCCUUUCUCGUUCCCAGCUACUACAAGGUUCCCUUCUUGCAUGUUUCACUGAGAGAGCAACAAAGGUUGGCAAGUCAUCUUAACUCAUGUACGACACUAUUCGCCUUGCUAGGAUUGGCCACACUUUUUUAUUUUGGGGGAAGACAUCUUAUUCAUCACAUAGUAGUCUGGGCACUGGAUGUCACUUUCCUGUAAAUCUUAAAUAUCUCUUCCAUAUAACUGGAAAGCAUUUUUCUCUCCUUGGCUGAAUUCUCUUGAUUGUAGAAUUGGAUAGGGCUGCAAACAGAUAAAAUUUCAUGGAGGGCCAGACCUGGCCCACCAGACACAAGUUGACCACCUUUCCUUUAGGGUAAGUGCAUGCAUGGCAAUGAGAAUAAUCAUAAUGGUAUUAAUUAAAUAUCUGGUUAAUAGGAAUAGAUAAUAAUAAAAUGAUGACUACAAUCAAUAUAUUUUUAUGUGAGAACAGUAUUAUUUUGCUCUAGUUUAGUAAUUUCUCCUGUUGCAUGUGUGAAACCCCCUUUUUAAAAACAAAACAAAAACUAAUGACAUUCCUUCUCUGUCUGUUAAAUCAAGUACUGGUAGCUUUAUGAAACAUCACUGGUCAGGUCUCUUGAUUCAACGAGUGUUUUGCACUUGGCAGCAGCUUCACAUGAAGUUCUUAGGGCAAUGCUGCAGUGUUGGAGCCUGAGUUUGGGAGUUGUCUUCCUUUAUUUUAAAAAUUUAAGCCAUUGUCUUAAAAGGCAGUGUAGAAAAACUUGAAAAUGCUUGAAGACAAAUGUCAAGCUCUGUCCAUAACUCAGAAGAGUGCUGCAAAGUUGCAACGUGGUGGACAAUCUUGAGCAAAGCCAUUUCAAGAACUGGGGUAUUUGAUAAGAGCACACAAAUACUGUCAAGGGGGCAAAUUCUCUCAAAUUGUUACUUGAGUUUCUUUGUGCUCAAUAAUUCAGGAUUGUGUGUGCAAGCAAAUCUUAGAUUCAGUGUAUCUAUAGACCGGAAUCCCAACAUUGCUUGAAUAGACUUCCAGUUCUGCAGCAGGACAUCAGCCUUCCCAUUGAACUAGACUAGCACAGCCCUGUUCCGGUUGUGCCCAAACAUUGUUGGUUACAACCCACUGAGUCUUUCUUAUAAGCUAUUGAAAAUGCUGCUCUUACGCUGCAGCCCUGUACCCACUUACAUGGGAGUAACAGCCACUAAUAAUAAUAAUAAUAAUAAUAAUAAUAAUAAUUUUAUUAUUGCCCAUCUGGCUGGGCUUCCCCAGCUACUCUGAGCAGCUCACAGCAUAUAUCAUAACAUACUAAAACAUCAGGCAUUAAAAACUUCCCUAAACAGGGCUGCCUUCAGAAGUCUUCUAAAAGUCGGAUAGUUGUUUAUUUCCUUGACAUCUGAUGGGAGGACGUUGACAGGGUGGGCGCCACUACCAAGAAGGCCCUCUGCCUGGUUCCCUGUAACAUCACUUCUCGCAGUGAGGGAACCAGCAGAAGGCCCUUGGAGCUGGACCUCAGUGUCUGGGCUGAGCGAUGGGACUUCUUUUUCACUAAGUAGGUUUAAGAUAGUGUUGUUAAUGGAGUUGGGAGGAGGGAUUUUUCCUCCUCCCUAAGUUUUCCUUUCCUUACUAACUAACCUCUCCCUUUCUGUGUGCUGCCUCUUCUCUUCUCUUCUUUUCUCUUCUCUUUUCUUCUCUUUCUGCUGCUUCACUUUAGUCCUGACCUAUCUUCAAAUGAGCAGGUGGUUUCUGAGGAACCAGCUGAUGCUGUGCAUGAUGCUGAUGAGCUUUUUCACACGUAAGCAAUACUAAAUCCUUGCAGGACUGGGCAACUAGUACAACCUCUUACUUUUUUUAAAAAAAGCACAUCAUUUCAAAUGAUUUUACUUGUUACUGCUUGUUCUGGCCUGAGUAUGAUCUGCCUUGGAGCAGGCGUGAUCAAAAUGUGCAUGUGAAUCGUCAUAGAGAGAACAACCUUUUUAUCUUCUUAUCCAGUUUUUAAAUCUAAUCCAGGAAGGUAACUGAAAAGUAGCAAGCUUUUUUAGAGUGUAAAAAAGGCAAUAGAAUUGCUUGUAAUGGAAGCUGGCAUCAAUUGCUUUGGAUCUCGGUAAUUAUAGAUCAAAUGUUUUCAAAGUUUACAUGUUGCCUAAUUGCAAAAGCUGUGGGCUGGUUCUACUUGAUAUUGUAAGUCAAGUGGUGAACAUGCAGGUAUGAGGGAGUCCUCACACAACUAUCUCUUUAAAUACAAUGCAGCAUUGUCAUUUCACACAUCCUGCAUCUGGAGGCUGAGUGUCACACACACACACACACACACACACACACACACACACACGUGUAUUUGUGAAUCAGCCCUAUGAUACUCUGUGGCAGUCAACAUGCAGCAUAUUCUGGGAUAGAGCUCUGCAGUGUUGAUGAGUAUUCAAAGGAAUUGAAUAUCGAGGCUUUGGUUCUUACAGUGUGCUAGAAUGUCUAGUCUUUCCUUCAGGAAAAAUAGUGAAGUAAGAACCAAGACUGUGCCUGGGUCCUAAACUCUUACUAAACUAAAGUAAUGCAAAUGCUGUUAUUUGUUGUGCAUUUUGCAAAGCAGUUUGCAAGGUCUGCAUACUCAUAGCAUUCCCGUGAGCUAGGCUGUCAAUCCUAUUUUACAGAAGAAAUAUUGAGGCUGCAUGUUUUGUCCAAGGUCACAUAGUAGAUUCCCAGACCCAUAGCUAGUUUGUACUGUUUCUCCCAUUUGUCUUACCCACAUAAUUUACCUAAUACAUAAAAUUCCAAAACAUUUUUUUAAAAAUCAUUUGCCUUGGGCAACCACAAUUUGGCAACCACCAUAAUCUAAAGCUCUUCAUAAUGCAUUGCUGUCUGUCUUCCGAUUCAUUGCGUUAGUAGAUAAUUGAUGUUUGAAGCCUGAGCUAAUUAGUCAUAGCUGGGAGAGAAAACACCAUGCCUACCCCAACUUGGCAAUAGUUAAUACUUAGAAUGGCACCAAGCAAGUGAUAUGCCAUUUUAAUGUUUCUAAGAUGCCCUAGGGGAUAUUGUCAUGUCUUUCAAACUUCAGUCUUUUGCUCCUACCAGUUGCCCAGUCCUCAAAGCAUGGAUGUUGUGGCUCCUUAACCCUUCCCCCCAAUGUUUCUGUGAUUGGGGCAGCUUGGAAUAGUUGAGGAAUAAAGCAAAUUUUGCAAGGACUAUUUGACCUACAGCUUACUUCUUGAUUUUGAUUCUAUCUUGGUUCUUGCUUCUUCUUGACUUCUUCUAAUACUCCUGGGUGCACAGAUGUCUGACUGCAUCCUUUCUAUCUAAAGCAGUUGGUAACAACAUGUGAUUUAUCUAAAACAUAAUUCCUGUAUUGUGCCUGCUUCUCUCUUUCUAGGUUUGUUUGCAAAAAUAAUGGAGUCUUAUUUGAGAAUCAGUUGCUACAGAUUGGUUUGAAAUCUGAAUUUCGGCAGAACCUGGGUAAGAACAACACAGUUUAUGAUAAGCUGCAUUCUACAGUAUUACCUGAGGUCCUAUUUUUGUAAGAAGUGUCAUGUUUGGGCCUCUAACGAAAUAUUGCUGGGCCUUUGUAAGAAUUUCAGAAAAGCCCUGCAUAUUAUAAUUAAUUCCUUUUCAAGCUUAAGUAGGCUUGGGUGGUGGUUUAAAUCAAACGCUCAUAAGUGUUGCCUUGUUUCUUUGCAGGUCGGAUGUUCAUAUUUUAUGGGAACAAGACUUCAACACAAUUUUUGAAUUUUACUCCAGCGCUAAUCUGUUCAGAUGAACUCCAGGCUAAUAUCCUUUUGUUACCUGAUAUCGCUAACAAGAGAAAUUGUUCUUAAGCGCAGGAAUCAGCCUGUAUGCUGCAGGGACUGCAGUUCAGUAGGAAGAAUUGGAGAACAUUGGGCAAAAGUGUUCAUUGCAUUUCUUGGGGAACCACAAUAUAGAGAAAGGUGAUUUAAGGAUAAUCAUGUCAGGAAGGUAGACUGGCUCUGUGUUUGACCUAGAAAAGUGUGUCCCUUCUCUCUACAGUGGUACCUCGGGUUACAAACACCUCGGGUUACAAACACUUCAGGUGACAGACUCCGCUAACCUGGAAGUAGUACCUCGGGUUAAGAACUUUACCUCAGGAUGAGAACAGAAAUCGUGUGGCGGCAGUGGGAGGCCCCAUUAGCAAAAGUGGUACCUCAGUUAACGGUUUCAGGUUAAGAACGGACCUCCGGAACGAAUUAAGUUCGUAACCAGAGGUACCACUGUACUAGGCAUUAUGCAGGCAGAGUUCCUUGGUUUUAAAUUAUUUGUUUAAAUGACAAUGUUUAUGGAGUGUGGCUGCCCCUCUAGUGUCAAGGGAUCCCUCAAAAUGUUCUGCCUCUCAAAUAUUGUCAGGUUACUCUUGAAGAUAGCUGUCAUGCAAACCUGACUUUUUUUUAGAUUCUAAAAUACCUGUCUGUUAUGAUUAUUAUUAUGAAUGCAAUUUAAUAUGCAUUUUGGGGAAAAAUAUUAAAUAGCUGCUGCAGGGGAUCGUGAGCACCAUGGGGAGUUCAGGAGAUAGAGAUGAUGUUUCCUAUCUGCUGCUGUGAUUCUGGCAAAAUGCACCCCUCAAACUGUUGUUUGUGUCAGGGGGCUUCCCUCUUGGUGCAAAGAGCAGGGUGCGUGAGUAGGUGCAUGCCUGAUUUUCCAUUUGAAAAGGAGGUGCUUCCUCUUGGUUCAUGUGGGAACCAAUGAUACUGCAAGCAAUAGCCUCCAGAAGAUCAAAAGAGACUACGAGGCUCUGGGCAGGAAAUUGAAGCAAUUAAAUACACAAAUUGUCAUCUCAUCUGUCCUCCCAGUUGAACGACGUGGCCCAGGGAGAGAGGGAAAAAUAGUGGAAGUGAACAGCUGGCUUCGCAAAUGGUGUAAACAGGAACGGUUUGGAUUCGUAGAUCACGGACUGCAGUUUCUUGAAGAUGGACUUCUGGCAAGCGAUGGGCUGCACCUCACAACAGUUGGGAGGAAUGUUUUUGCCAAAAAUCUCAGAAACCUCAUCAGGAGGGCUUUAAACUGACUAAUUUGGGGGAGGGAGACAGUGCUCCUGAAGGUAGGAGUCUAUCAAUUGAUGAAGAUGAUCAUCCAAAUGUCAUAGACCAAAUGGAGCAAACAGCACGCAGACCUAGUGGUGGAAGGAAAAAAUCCUUAAAUAAGAGUCACGGGGGAAUGAUUAAUGGACUUCAAUGUCUGUACACUAAUGCGCAAAGCAUGGGAAAUAAACAAGAUGAGCUUGAGCUCUUGGUACAGCAAACUAAAUAUGACAUAAUAGGCAUCACUGAAACCUGGUGGGAUAAGUCCCACGAUUGGAAUGUAAUAAUGGAGGGAUACAAUCUGUUUCAGAGAAACAGACCAGACAAGAAAGGAGGAGGAGUGGCGUUAUAUGUCAGGGAUGUGUAUACCUGUGAAGAGAUCCAAGAUUUAGAACCUCAAAGCCAAAGUGAGAGCAUUUGGGUCAAAAUUAAGGGAGAGAAGAAUAACAGUGACCUCAUUGUGGGAGUUUACUAUAGAUCCCCAAGCCAAACGGAGGACAUAGAUGAUGCCUUCCUGGAACAGAUGGCCAAGCAUGCAAAAGGAAGGGAGAUAGUAGUAAUGGGGACUUCAGUUACCCAGAUAUUUGUUGGAUGUCAAACUCAGCCAAGAGCAUAAGGUCAAACAGAUUCCUCACUGGCCUUGCAGACAACUUCAUUGUCCAGAAAGUGGGAGAAGCAACAAGAGGAACAGCCAUUUUAGAUCUGGUCCUAACCAAUGUUGAUGACCUGGUUAGUGGGGUAGAAGUGGAAGGAUCAUUAGGCGCGAGUGAUCAUGCUCUUCUGAAGUUUACUAUACAGCGUAAAGGAGCAGCCAAGCAUACUAGGACUCAAUUUCUUGACUUUAAGAAAGCCGACUUCAUAAAACUUAGGGAAGUGCUGGGUGAGAUCCCAUGGACAGUAAUACUAAAAGGAAAGGGAGUUCAUGAUGGCUGGGAGUUUGUUAAGAGGGAGAUAGUAAAAGCACAACUUCAGGCAAUACCAAUGAGACGGAAACAUGGAAGGUGCCUAAAGAAGCCAGGGUGGCUAUCUAAAGAACUUUUAACUGAGUUAAGAUUAAAAAGGAUGUGUACAAAAAUGGAAAAGGGGGAAACCACCAAAGAGGAAUUCAAACAAAUAGCCAGCACGUGUAGACACAAAGUCAGAAAAGCUAAAGCACAGAAUGAACUCAGGCUUGCUAGAGAGGUUAAAAGCAACAAAAAGGCUUUUAUGGGUAUGUUCGUAGCAAAAGGAAGAACAAAGAAACAGUGGGGUCACUCAGAGGAGAAGAUGGUGAAAUGCAAACAGGGGACACAGAAAGGGCUGAACUCCUCAAUGCCUUAUUUGCCUCAGUCUUCUCCGAUAAAGAAAACAAUGCCCGACCUGAAGAAUUUGGAGCAAAUGAUUCAGCAGAGGAAGCACAGCCCAGAAUAACUAAGGAGAUAGUACAAGAAUACUUGGCUAGUUUAGAUGUAUUCAAGUCUCCAGGGCCAGAUGAACUGCAUCCAAGAGUAUUAAAAGAACUGGCAGAUGUGAUCUCAGAACCACUGGCAGUCAUCUUUGAGAAUUCCUGGAGAACAGGCAAAGUCCCGGCAGACUGGAGGAGGGCAAAUGUUGUCCCUAUUUUCAAAAAGGGGAAAAGAGAGGACCCAAAUAAUUACCGCCCAGUCAGUCUGACAUCAAUACCAGGGAAGAUUCUGGAGCAGAUCAUUAAGCAAACAGUCUGUGAGCACCUAGAAAGGAAUGCUGUGAUCACCAAUAGUCAGCAUGGAUUUCUGAAAAAUAAGUCAUGUCAGACUAACCUGAUCUCGUUUUUGACAGAAUUACAAGCCUGGUAGAUGAAGGGAACGCAGUGGAUGUAGCCUACCUUGAUUUCAGCAAGGCAUUUGACAAGGUGCCCCAUGAUAUUCUUGUAAAGAAGCUGAUAAAAUGCGGUCUUGACUAUGCUACCACUCAGUGGAUUUGUAACUGGCUGACUGACCGAACCCAAAGGGUGCUCAUCAAUGGUUCCUCUUCAUCCUGGAGAAGAGUGACUAGUGGGGUGCCACAGGGUUCUGUCUUGGGCCCGGUCUUAUUCAACAUCUUUAUCAACGACUUGGAUGAUGGACUCAAGGGCAUCCUGAUCAAAUUUGCAGAUGACACCAAACUGGGAGGGGUGGCUAACACCCCAGAGGACAGGAUCACACUUUAAAACGACCUUGACAGAUUAGAGAACUGGGCCAAAACAAACAAGAUGAAUUUUAACAGGGAGAAAUGUAAAGUAUUGCACUUGGGCAAAAAAAAUGAGAGGCACAAAUGCAAGAUGGGUGACACCUGGCUUGAGAGCAGUACAUGUGAAAAGGAUCUAGGAGUCUUGGUUGACCACAAACUUGACAUGAGCCAACAGUGUGACGCGGCAGCUAAAAAGCCAAUGCAAUUCUGGGCUGCAUCAAUAGGAGUAUAGCAUCUAGAUCAAGGGAAGUAAUAGUGCCACUGUAUUCUGCUCUGGUCAGACCUCACCUGGAGUACUGUGUCCAGUUCUGGGCCCCACAGUUCAAGAAGGACACUGACAAACUGGAACGUGUCCAGAGGAGGGCAACCAAAAUGGUCAAAGGCCUGGAAACGAUGCCUUAUGAGAAACGGCUAAGGGAGCUGGGCAUGUUUAGCCUGGAGAAGAGGAGGUUAAGGGGUGAUAUGAUAGCCAUGUUCAAAUAUAUAAAAGGAUGUCACAUAGAGGAGGGAGAAAGGUUGUUUUCUGCUGCUCCAGAGAAGCGGACACGGAGCAAUGGAUCCAAACUACAAGAAAGAAGAUUCCACCUAAACAUUAGGAAGAACUUCCUGACAGUAAGAGCUGUUCGACAGUGGAAUUUGCUGCCAAGAAGUGUGGUGGAGUCUCCUUCUUUGGAGGUCUUUAAGCAGAGGCUUGACAACCAUAUGUCAGGAGUGCUCUGAUGGUGUUUCCUGCUUGGCAGGGGGUUGGACUCGAUGGCCCUUGUGGUCUCUUCCAACUCUAUGAUUCUAUGAUUCAAAUACCUGACGGGCUGUUGCACCAAAGAUGGAGCAGGCUUGCUUUCUGCUGCUCUGGAGAGCCGGUCUAGAACCAAUGAUUGGAAAUGGCAGGGAAGCAGAUUUUGGCUAAACCAUUUAAAGAGAAACUUCCUAAUGCCAAGAACUAUAUAUCCAACAGUACAGAAGGCUUCCCUGGGAGGUGAUGGGAUUUCCUCCUCUGGAGCUGUUUAAACAAUGGCUUAAUGGUCAUCUGUCUGGGUCCUGAGAUGCUGUGGUUGCAUCCUGGAAGGAGCAGGUGGUUGGGCUUAGAUGACUCCCAUGUCCCUUUCUACUCCACGAACCUAUGAAAAUGCACCCCUGCCACCCCCUGCAGUCCUGGUGCUGCUCAGGCUCCCUUGCGGCUGUUAUUUAUUUGCACCCCCCCCCCCCAGCACUUAAAUCACAUUUUUGUAAUCAAUGUCUCAUGUUUUAGUUUGGUUAUUUGUGACUUUUAUGGCAGCACUUUCCCAAUAUUAAGUUAGCCAAAUAGCCUGUUUCCUUAACCUGCCACGCCUGAAUUUGCAGACGAAACCAGUUGAUCCCACUGUGGAGGGAGGUGCUCAGGUGCAGCAGAUAGUAAACAUUGAGUGCAUAUCGGACUUCAUGGAAGCACCAGCCCUAAAUAUUCAGUUCAGGUACAACUCUUAAUUUGGGUCUAUAUGUGUUGGGUUUAAGUAAGGACUGUCUUCUAAACAAAUGAAACCGAACGAUUGGGGCGCGGAACCACAUUUUGGGGUGGAGUUUUAAUUCAACAGACACCUGUGUCUAUAUCCUUUGAAGACUUUUUUUUUUAAAAAAAGAAAAACCUGUGGCAACUGUUUCCUAAUGUUCAAAGGUCCUCAAAGGUUUAAAUUGUUGCUGUUUGAAUGUUUCAGAUAUGGAGGAACGUUGCAAAACAUUUCUGUAAAGCUUCCCAUCACACUGAACAAAUUUUUCCAGCCUACAGAAAUGGCCGCUCAAGACUUCUUCCAAAGGUGGAAGCAGCUAAGCAGGUAAGAUGGUUCAGAUCCUGCACAGCCAUUAAUGGCACAUGCUGUGUUGCUUUAGUCUGGUGGUGCCUACCCAUUAACUUGAGCCCUUCCAGGGGUGUAUGAAGGUGUAAAUUAUUUCAUCAGUCAAGCUGAUGUAGAAGAACAUUGACCUCCUUUGUACUAACGUCUCUGCAGGAUUGAACUGGAGAAGGACAAGUCCUGCAUUUUUCCACAGCUAGCUGUGCACAGUACAUUUCUUUUAUUUAUUUUUUUAACCCUACUGUUCUUUAUAAAUAAAUCCAAAGCAACUUAUAAAAUUACUAAACAUUAAUAAAAGCAUUUCCAGAAUCACUAAAAAAUAGUAUAUAGAUAAGAUGAGUUUUUAAAUCAGAGAGAGAGAGAGAAACAUUAAAUGAAAUCAAAAGUUCAGCAUACUAACGCGCCUGAAGCUUAUAAGGAUGAGAGUUCCAUGAUCUGGGUGCUGCAGUAGAAAAGUAUCCCAACCAACUGUGCUCCAGAAAAUGUUGGAACAUAUAGCAGGACCUCCCGUGUUGAAUUCAGCAGGUGAUCAGGAUUAUAUGGGAGGAGGCAGACCUUCAGAUAUCCUGUUCCCAAACAGUUUAGGGCUGAGGUGGUGGGUGGGGGUUGUGGUCCUCUAGAUGUUGUUGGACUCCCAGUUUCCUUUGGACCACCCAGAAUGGCCAGUGGUCAGGAAUGGCAGGAGUCUACAACAUCUGGAGGGCCACAGCUUCCUCUUCAAUGGUUUAGGGCUUUGUGGGCAAGAACCAGCAGCCUGAAUUGUGCUUGGGGAAACACUGGGAGCCACUGCAACAAAACUGGAGUGAGGUGAUCAGUAAAGUAGACUCCCAAAACCAUUUUGCACCAGUUUAAAUUUCCAAAAGGGUUUCAGAGGACACUGUAUGCAGAGCGUGUUCCAGUUUUCCAGUUUGGGUGUCACCAGGGCAUGUGUGUCAAUUACCAGAUCUGCUGAAUGUUCCUGUCAGUAAUUGAUAAUGAUCCAUAUCUUUCCCUCUCCCCAAUCCCCUGGGGUAAUUUUGCAGUGUUUUAAAAAUUGGUCCUGCUUGAUAAGUUUACAUGUAAAUUUAACAUUUUAGUUGAUUUUUUAAAAGUGGGCAGCCUACCUGAAUUGUGGGUGGGUUGUUGGGUGGAAGGAGGGAGGGAGGCAAAACAGACUGCUGAAUCAAUAUUUGGUUCAUUGACUGAAUGAUGUCCUUUUUGUGAAGGCAGGAGGAAGCUGAUGUAACCCUGCAGCGAAAAACUGCUUCAAGCCUCAAUUUUUAUAGGUUCAGUUUUAACCACCCCUAAUUUGCUGGUUCUAUAUGAAAUGCUGCCUAACUCUCUCAUGUUUGUACUGUAAAACCAAAGCAAAUGUUAACUACUUUAACCUUGGUGUUACUUUGCAGCCCUCAACAGGAAGUGCAGAACAUCUUUAAAGCAAACCAUCCAAUGGAUACCGAAAUUACAAAGGCAAAGGUGGGUAGCAGGUGGCUGUUAUCCUCCUCCUCCUCCUCCUCCUUCUUCUUUGGCUAUCACUCAUAGCCGAGUAAGAUUACUCACCAUCACAAGGUGAUGAUCCCACGAUUGAGAUCGUUAUCACCAUUGCUACUUGGGCAUUUAUAACCUGCACACUUCAUUGCUGUUGCUCCCAGAGUGCUUUGCCAGAAAAUAAAAAUCAUCUGCAAUAAAAUAAAAUGUGUCAAGCAAUGUUAAAACAAAAAUGUAAAUACAUGUAAAAACACACACACUGCAGCAGAAUCAAACCCAGUUUAAACUGUAUUUUUUAAAGUUCUGGGCAAAUAAGAAUAAAAAAGCUCUUUUCCUAGCCCCUCCAAAGGACAUGAGCUUUGACUUCGGGAUAUCAUUCCAUGGACAACUGUGAGCCUUUUCUCUGACUACUGCUCACUUCUGACAAAAGAGAAUCUGGAGAAGCAUACAGGAAAUUUUAUCUACAUACAAGCCCACUUACACACACAACUGAGGUAUGGAUAUUUGCAGUGGAGAUGCCUAUGUGCAGUUGGGGUGCUAAGUUCUGGGGAAGGUUCUGCACAUAGAGACCUGCACAUAAUAAAUAGGCUUUCUUCCUGCAGGUAUCUAUGCCUAAUGUGAGAAAAGCAUGUGGUAGGGGGAAGUACAUGAAAUGUAAACUGCCAAAUGUUACCAGUUCCUUUCAGAGCACAAAGGCUUGUUUGUGCCUAGACCAGGCUUCCUCAACCUUGGCCUGCCAGAUGUUUUGAGACUACAAUUCCCAUCAUCCCUGACCACUGGUCCUGCUAGCUAGGGAUCAUGGGAGUUGUAGGCCAAAACAUCUGGAGGGCUGAGGUUGAGGAAGCCUGGCCUAGACUUUGUAGGGUGGUUCUUCCAGAUAUCUGUCUAUUGUCUGCUUCUUGUAGGUAGGAGCCUCAUGAGUUGUAGCCAGCAAUCAAAGCAUCUGAGCUCUUGAAACUUAAAUAACCCAUUCUGAAAGCAUGCAAGGAGUCCAAUACAAGGCAUUUUGGGGGAAAUCUAGUGCAAGAACCACUGCUCCACAGAUAUGCUCCCACUACAAUUGGAGACAUUCCUGCAAGAAUGUAUCUGUGGAGUCUCAGUUCAAACACUGUAGUCCUGUAACGCAGGAGUCUGGUUGUGAGAGGCUGCAUGGAGGUUGUUGACCACCAUUUGACCUGCUGUGUGUUCAGCAUGUCGAUCAAGCCCAUCUUUUGUAAGGCCCCUUUCCUUCCUUUCUCACCACCUGCUCUUUCUUUUUCCUGGUCUCUGGUUCAAAUCCCCUUUUUGGCUUUCCUUUGGCAGAUUAUUGGCUUUGGCACAGCUUUACUGGAAGAAGUAGAUCCCAAUCCUGCUAACUUUGUCGGAGCCGGCAUAAUCCACACAAAAUCAUUCCAGAUUGGAUGUUUGAUGCGUCUUGAACCCAACCUGCAGGCACAGGUAAUGGCUUCUUGUUUACUUGCUGAAUGUUUUGAAAGUGUGGAAGAGCAAAACGGAAGAGAUUUUUUUAAAUAUACCACAUAGUUUUACUAUGCCCACUUCUGUGACUCUAGCGUGCAUCAGCCAAUAUUAUGUAUGAGGUUGUUUUCUAGGAACAAUCAGCUAAGACAGAGUGAAAUAUCUUGCGGCUGUUCUAUGGUUCCAGCAGCUAUGCAAUUAUUCUGCUUCCUUCCUAAGACAUAAUGCAUUCUUUUGAGACCCUGCUUUGGAAAUAAUACCUGCCAGACAAGUGGUAAAAACUGCUUCACUGUGACUAAUUUGCCUGUGUGCAAUGCCACAUGCAGGUCUGCGCCUCUGCUGAACUAGACUGGAACAUUCUAGAGCAUGGGUAGGCAAACUAAGGCCUGGGGGCCAGAUCCAGCCCAAUCACCUUCUCAAUCUGGCCCGUGGAUGGUCCGGGAAUCAGUGUGUUUUUACAUGAGUAGGGUAUGUGCUUUUAUUUAAAAUGCAUCUCUGGGUUAUUUGUGGGGCAUAGGAAUUCGUUCAUUCCCCCCACCCCAUAUAGUCCGGCCCCCCACAAGGUCUGAGGGACAGUGGACUGGCCCUCUGCUGAAAAAAUUUGCUGACCCCUGCUCUAGAGCACUAAAAGUAAAGGGCUAUAGAACACAUGCCUCAUAGGCAGAAGAUGCCUGGUUCAAUCGCUGGCAUCUCCAGGUAGUGGAACACUUGUCAGAAAUCCUGGUGAGUGGUUGCUACUCAGUGUAGGCAGUACUGAGCUAGUUAGACAAUGAUCUGUUUAUGAUUCAGCUUCCCAUGUCACCAUGUUUCUCAGGUUCAUUUACCUCAAGUGGAUGAGCACCCUUCUGCCAGCUUCUCUCAGUAGCAGCAGCUGGUAGGACGUUCUCUGUAUGCUCAUACAUCUUUAGCACUUUCUUCUUGCCCCUACGUAGGGAGCUUAUUUGCUUGUGUGAUACCUUUGUGGAAGUUGUUUCUUAUCCCCCCUCCCCUUUUAUGCUUAUGUGCAGCCCAAAGUAUACUUCAUUUUCAUUCUAAAUGAUAACUGGAUUAUUUUAAAAUGCUGUUGUACUAAAACGUACAGCACUGCUUUUCCAAAAAGCUCUACUUUUUUCAUGGUCAUUGUCUUCUUCUUUGGCGAUCAUUCGUAGCCGAGUCAGAUUGUCUUCCAUAAACACGGUUUUAACAAUGAGUCCAUGACAAUGGGUCCAUGUCAUUUUGUGAGCGGUGGGAACUAAGCCAGGUGGUAAUGAUACACCAGUUUAUACUUGUCAUGGAAGAUUUUGGAGACACACCAGCUAUGAAGCCAGACAAUUUUUUUUAUUGUCUGUCCGUCUCUCUUAAACAAGGAAACUCCUUAAUUCCACACAGAUACAUCUCAGUCCACUGCCACCUGGUGACUAAACUAUGUAAUGACACUAUUGGUGUUUAUACCCAACCCUCCAGCCUAAAAAAGUUCCCAGAGCAGCUUACAAAGAUUAUUCAUGGAACAGUCUUUGUCCUAAGGCUUGCAAUACCAAGUACAUGAUGCAAAAGAGGGGGGGGGGUAGAAGGGGCAAUAGGCAAAUUCUGGCACUGGUUCUUAGCUACAUCUUUGGUUAUCUCUCAGUGAGUGAAACACCAUCAUCAGAUGUGACUGCAAUAUUACUGGAUGUUGCAUUCAUGGGAUCAGCCCUCUUGGGCACCAAAAAUAUCCUGGCAUCUCAUUUGGGCCUCGCUGGAAAGUGAGGCUUUGGGGGGGGGGGGAGGUCCUAGAUGACAGCCCUGCUGAGAACCCAAGGAGAGCCCCGUUUGCCCAGCCAGCCUGUGGUCCAAAACUGUCUUUAGAAAGUUGAUGAGGAAAAGGCCACAAAUAGGAUACAAAUAAUUAAAUGUUGCAAAGAUUUUGUGUUUUUAAAUGUACACCAUCAGCCACUGUUAACUUCCAUUCAGAUCUUACCUGUAUAAAUGUGUUGGGGGUGGGGUUUUUUGGGGGGCAGCCACUGAAAAUUGUUCUUCUGUUCUUUUCCAGAUGUACAGAUUAACACUACGGACAAGUAAAGAAACGGUGUCCCGAAGGUUAUGUGAAUUACUUUCGGAACAGUUCUGAGCCAUAAUGUGCAAACCCUUCUGAUUCUCCAUUUCUGCCAUUGUCCAUGUCCUGCUCCAAAAAUGUUUUGUACACCAGUGUCUGCAAAAAUAAUUGCCACCCCAUUCACAUCCCUGCCUUAAAGGACCUGUCCCUUUUUAUGUGAAACAAAUGAUAUGUGCAACAUAAAAUUACUUAAAUGUGAAAAAAAAAAAAAAUGACUCUUAGAUUUUUGGUGCAAAGAAGCUGGGAGGUCUUGUAUGUGUGUGGGAGGUCUUGUGUGUCUCAAUUCAACUGUGCUUCAUAUAUUUUUGGCAGGAGUUGUUUUAUUAAAAUUCACUUCAGGUAUGGUUAAUCCCAACUAAAUAAAACAGUUUCGCUGGAAAUGCCACUGUAAAUUGCUAGAGGCAUGCUAGAAGAAGAAGAAAAAAGUAUGAAAGAGAAGUUGGUGUUCAGAGAGGGCUAGAUUCUAUUCCUGCUCUAUUGAAUGUUACCCCAUGUCCUUUUUAAAGGAUCUAGAUACAUCUGAAGAUGGCUGUAAGUAUUUGCUUUGUAAAGAACAUUUGGAGGCAUAAGCACAUAUUCUGAUUCAUAUUUUAAUAUCCUCAAAUGACUUCCUUUAAAUCCCAGCCCUCCACUUUUCUCCAAGUUCUGAACUACCAAAGAGUUAUCGUCAUGAUAAAUGCUUAAGUAAGAAAACCACAUUGGGUUCUUGGGUACAACAUGUUGUUGUUGUUUUUUCCAAAGCUCUGGUUGAUCAUCUAAACAUCAGUACACUUUGACUUUAAAUUAAGAAAUCACUUGAAGUAUUCUUUUACCUAAGACUUUCCAAGCAACCCAAGGCAUUGGUAUUCCUGCCCCCCCCCCCGGCACUUUCCAGUUUAACAACAACAACAAAAGUAUUUUUUUACCCAUUUAACAUCUUCUGAAUCAUAGGGAUAGCCACUAGCUCUGAUCAGGGAGAGUUUAGUCUAUUCAGAUUUGAAAUACACUGUGGGCUUCUGCAAGUAUGAUGGGUAGGAAGCUGAUUGCUUUGAAAUGCUUGUCAUGUCACCAGAACACUUUUGGUCUAGAACUUGACAGUCCUGUUUUCAAAAAGUGUAGUAAUGGCACCUGUAGUUUGGUAAGAUCUAUGCAUUUGUGGAACAUGCUGUGGAACUGGCAUCUUCUUUGACAGAAGUAGAAUGAUCGUUAAACUGACUACCGUUACACACCUCUGAAGAGCUCCUUAAGAAGUAAUUUAUGACUACAUUAUAUACGAAGGCAAUGCAAAAAUUAAAAAAGUAAAAUAAGCUACAAUGUUGUCUGAUGACAAGUGAUAGUUGCUGCUUGAGUUAUGAGGCUUUUUAACAAACAACAACGUGGCUUAUUCUGUCCCAGUGUCUGGAAUUAACUAAUUAAAAACUGAAAAUCCACUUUCCUUCUUAAUGUGGCUAUUGGAUCAGAAUCAUAUUGACCAACUUCUCCAAUCAAAUUUGAUGAGUUAUAUUGAAGCACAUUGUAUGGAACUACCUGGUGUGUAACCUGGUAAAAUAAUAAAACAAUAACUCUUACAUUCUCCUAUCACUGUGGAAAUUUUUAGGAAUUGUCAUUAUGACAGGCCCAUUGCAUUACUGUGAUUACACUACUGUAAAUGGUAUUAAGCAUUCAGAGGUGUUCUGAAGUGUGUCUUAUCGCAGAUGCUGGGAAGAACAGCCAUCUCAUUUUUAACAUAGAUCCGUCCCACUGGAAGCAUAGUUUGUCUCCUUUUUAAUUCCACCUUAAUACACUCUUUUUGUGUACUGUUCACUUGUGUAAUUUUUGCAAAUAAAUGUGGUUUUAUCCACAAAGGGUGAUAUUUAACUAAAUUAUACUCAGGGUAGGCCAUGUGAAAUUAAUGGACUUCACUUAGUUAAGUCCAUUGACUUCAGUGGAUUUUCUCAGAGUAUGACUAACAUUGGAUAUCAUUCAUAGAGAAAAAGGACUCUAAAUAUAGGUGGCUCAAUGACCAACUGUAUAUAUGAGUAAUCAAACUUUAUGCAAGACUUCACCUCUGAUAUGAGCCAUAUAGGCAUUGUUUUGAAGAAAACUUUUUUUUUAAAAAAAGUUUUCUUUAUUGGGAUAAAUGACCUUGAUUUACCAAAGUUGUGUGUCCUCCUCCAUCUCAAGCAGAAGUUAACAGUUUCUGUGGCUAAAGCAGUAUUAGUAAUUAAGGUACAGUAUUUGUUUUGUUGACAUGUGAAAAUACCUGAACAGGAAGACAAAAUAUUGUGCACUUUUAGGCCUACACUCCAAUAUGUAAUGUGUAGUCAUCUCACUUGUAAAAAAAAAAAAAAUCACAAGCUUCUAUGGUGGGCUUUGAUUAUUAUGACUGUAAAAAAAAUGAAAAUAUAAAAAAACUAAUCAUGUUAUCUUUAAUGGAAAAAAAUAAAUGGCUAGAAGAGU